Molecule: messenger RNA, 45434 nt
Organism: Cinara cedri
Lineage: Eukaryota; Metazoa; Arthropoda; Insecta; Hemiptera; Aphididae
Source: the annotation of a GenBank genome assembly
AAGUAAAUCACAACCAAUGUCAGUCUGUGUGCCAGUAUACAUUCAAAAUGGCGCAAUAAACAAAAGAACAAGUUCGUUUGUGUUUUUUUAUCCGACAAGUAAUAAAUAAUUAUAUAUUUAUACUAAUAAAUACAACAUACUAAAUCAUUAAGACCUGGCUAUUGUAAAUUAUAAACUGUAUAGUUUCGGUCAAUCAGCCAAAGCUGUAGUGUUGGGGAACACAGAGUUUAACAUAAAAACAUGUUUGAACUGUAAGAAUUCAUUUCAAAAUGAUACAGCAGAUAUGUUUAUUGGAGUUACUAAUUUUCUUCUACAGAUCUUCUGCUAUUAGUACACUUAAUGAUUUCACUAACGGUAAGAUGAUCAUUAUUUUGACACAUAAUAAGUAUAAAUUAUGUAAUUAUUUUAAAUUUAGAUGUGUGUAUGAAUUUUUGAGACUGGAAAUUUAACAUUAGGAAUCUAGUAUCUGUUUGAUAUAGACGUAUGUGAAUAUAUUUAAAUUAGGUAUUUUAAAUAUUUUCUUAAAUAAAAAUAUACAGCUCAAUAUGUCCAUUCUUUUAUGACAUUCAGAGUUUUUAGUACUUAGGUAAGAAUUCACAAUAUUUUAGGUGUAGCUUGUUACUGUAGGUUAGAUCCAUUGAAAAAAAAAAAAUUAUUUUUAUGCUUUUUUUUGAUCAUGUACCUAUAUUCUGGUUUAUUGUAUUUCAAAUUAUAUGGGUAUGCAUAUUAAAUUGGUAAAGAUGUAUUAUAUAUGUUUUACAUUUGUAAAUUAAUCAUAUUAUAUGAUUUAUUUACAAAAGGUUUUAAAAGUGUACUUAAAUACCAACAAAAUGAUAGAUAGCCCUUCUAUAUUUAUCUUUUAUUCAAUUACUUAAUGAUUUUAUUAGUAGUAUUUUAUAUUUGUAUAUUACAAGGGAAAAAUUUGUAAUUUCAAUAAAAUUUAUUUUGAGUUAUAAUAAGAAACAACAGAUUAUUCUAUUUUGAAUGUUUUAUUCAUGUAAGUUGGUAUCAAUACAAAUAUGUUAGUUCCUAUAAUAAUUAGGUAUAUUUCUAAGAACACGUAUGCUUAUUAUUUUAUUUAAAUUUUUUUUUUUCACUAUCAAAGGUUAUCUGUUUUUAUUGAACAAGGUUCCUUUUUAGAUUCAUAUUAUUUUCAUGACAGUAAAAACUAUUUUUAUGUUCUUUAAGUAAUAUUGUUUUUCACUAUAGAAUGAUACCUAUACCUUUUAUUGAAUUCAUUUUUAAUGAUUUUAAUACUUAAAAGUUAAUAGACUAUAUAUAUUUAUAAAAGAGAAUGUUGAGUAUAUGUAUAUUAGUAAAAAGGUUAUUGUGGAAAAUCAUUGGACUAUUCACUAAUGUUAAAUUGACUAUAGUUGAUUCAGGAAGUAUCCAAUUAAUUUUAUUUGAUAAGGAUAUGCUUGGGAGAAUUUUAUAUAUGAAUAAACCCAUUCAAAUGUUUAGUCCUUAAUUGUGUGUAUAAUGAAUUACAUUAUAAUAUAAAACAUAUGAAAUGUGCUAUAUUCAUGUAUAUUAUUUGUAAUAUACUAUUAUAUGGGUUACAUAUUUAGAAUGCUUACACUUUGUUUUGUUACUCAUUCAAAUUUAUAUUAUAUUAUAAUAUUUAAUUAUUAUUACAAUAAUGUAUUUUUUUAUUAUCAAAUAUGUACAAGAUGACUCAUUUAAGUGGGUACACUCAUUAUAUUAUAAAGUAUUAAUUUUUUUGGAAUUUGUUUUCUAAAACAUUUAAGAAACAAGCAGCUCUACAAUUUUUUACUUCUGUUUUUUAUUUUUGGGAUAAAACUACUACUUACUUUUUGAUUUUCAAAUGUUAACCUAUAUUAAAAGUCCAGAAAUUGAUGGAGUAUUAUUUAAAAUAAAUUUUUGAUUUUUGCCAAGCCGUUGAUGAGAUAUUCCACUUUUAAGUUUGGGUUGGAGGAGAGUAGUGGUGCAUUAUUAAUACGCUGUAGGCUGUACUGCCACACAAAUGAUAUUUCAAACUAAGCUUAAAAGUGGAAUAUCUCUUCAAUGUAUUGACAGAAAUCAAAAAUGUCAACAUUAAAAUUUAUUUUAACUAAUGCUCUAUCUUUUUAUGAAUUUUUUUAUAUAGGUUGCCAUAUAAAAAUCAAGAAUGGGUGUUACUCCCAAAAAUAAGAGUGACAAAAAAUAUCUUUAAUAUAAAAUUAUAGAGUAACUUGUAUCUUAAAUGUUCUAGAAAACAAAUUCCGGAAAAAGUUUAAACUUUCCAAAAUAAUGAGUGUACUUACACUUGAAUGGAUCACCUGAUAUACAAUUUUAACAAGUACAUUUUUAUUGGUUUUAGUAAUCACUGAGGCAGAUAUUUAUAUACUUUUACAUAUUUUUAUUGGUAAAAAAAAAAUAGUUGGUUUAUACCAACUUUAAGUUUUUGGAUUUAACUGUAUAUUUUAAAAUUGUAUAAAUUUUUAGAGUUUAUUUUAAGGAUUUCAUACAUUUUUAUAAUAAUAAUUUAUGGGAACUAUCCAAUUGAUAAAAUAUGCAUUAAGUAUUAAUUAAGUAAUGAUUACAUAUUAUAUUUUUAAGACCUUUUCAACAGCAGUUUAGUUAAUUUAAGAUACUCAAAUUUAUGUUAUGAGUUUUCCAAUAUGACAUUUAUAUAUAUAUAUAUAUAUAUCAAUAUGACUUCUUUUAAUCUUUUUUUUUAGCGCAUAUUUGGUAUUUUUAGUUCAUACUUGUAUAAAUAUUUAAAGAUUUUUAGUGCAUAUAAAUAUAUUUGUCCUAGUGAUAGGUCAUUUAUUUAUGCUAAAUACUUCUAUAUGCUAGCUAUGAUUUGGUAAUUGAAUACAUUGGGAUUCAGUUGUUUCAUAAUUUAUGGAUCAAGGAGAGGCCAAUCUUAUUUAAAUUUGGAAGAACAGAUUAUUAAAAAAAAAUUCUUGGAACGGGUUUGCCACUGUUGUAAGUUGAAAGUUAGGAAGAUAAGAUACAUUAAUUUAUUUAAUUUAUAUCUGUAAGCAAUGAUAAACCAUUGCUAAUGAAAUGCGUUUUUGAGCAAAUUUCAGUUACUCAUGUUUUGAAAUACUUUAAUUUUAAAGAUUUUCGUCUACAUUUGAUCUUACAUAAAAAAAACUACUACAACGUGCCCACUUUUUUUCUGUUUUUUAUCACUUUAUUUAAAAUAAUAUACUUGUAAUCUGUAAUUUAUUAGCUUUACAAUAAACAAAUAUGAUUUGAGGAAGACAAAUAAGGCAUGAUAAUAGCAUUCCUGAAAUUUUAUAAUUUUAUUUACUGUAGUGAUUAGGUAUUUUUAGUGUAUCUGUUUAAUAUUUUGAAAUAGACUAUUUUUAUGAUUUUUUAUGUUACGCGUGAUCUACAUUUAAUUUUUGUUAUUAUGUGUGAUUUUACUGUUAGAUUUUGUUGUUGUAUGUUAUUUACAAUAUGAUAACAUUAUUUUUAUUAACAUAAAUAGAAAAACACAAUAGUACUCAUAUCCCGAAGGGUUGGUCAAUUUUCAUCUUAUUGUCUUUGGUGGUCAAUGCUUAUUCAUCUUAAAUAAUUGUAUAGUUAUCGCCAAUUUAUUUUUCAUAAGAAUAGUGACAAUUUGGAAUGUACAAAUUAUUAAUAUUUUAUUUUAUUGUACCUACCCAAUUAUUAUGAUUUAUGUCAUAUUAUCACUACUGUGAAUUAUUAUAUUAAACAUGUUUCUAAAUAAAUCAUAAAACCUCACGAACCUCCAUUGCCUUGUAGAUAACUUGUCUACCAUACUGUAGGGCAUAGAUCACUAGCGAUAGAUAAAUCACAUGUAACUAUUGUGCACUUUUAAAUUAUUUUUUUUAAUAUUAAUAUUAUUUUAAUUUUUAGAAAAAUCUAUUAUCUCUUGUAAUGAAACUCAAUUUUUGUGCGGUUCAGGAGAAUGUAUACCUUUAAAAUGGAAAUGUGAUUUUAACCCAGAUUGUGCUGAUGGCUCAGAUGAGUUAUAUUCAUGUGGUAAAACAACUUUAAAACUUUAUUAUUAUUUAAUGUAGGUAUGUGAAAGUUUAUUAUUUAUAUUUUGUAGGUGUUCCAACUUGUAAACAUUUUCAGUUCCAGUGUGCACUAUCAAAAAAGUGUAUUUCACGGGCAUGGAUUUGCGAUGGGGAACACGAUUGUGGUCUAAUUGAGGGUUUAAAUUCUACAACAGAACAAGAUACAUCUGAUGAAGACCCAUUGCAAUGUAAUUUCAAAAAUAGUGUUUUUAAUUUUUCUAACAUUAAAUAAUAUUGAUUCAUUUAUUUUUUUAUAUAUGUGUAAGUUAAAAUACUAUUUUUUAUUUUAUUUAUGCCAGGUCAAAAAUCUGGAAGUUGUCCUCCAAAUAUGGCACGAUGUGGUAAUUCAACACAGUGUGAAUAUAUUGAAGUAUUUUGUGAUAACAUUACACAUUGUGCAAAUAGCAUGGACGAAGGAAGUUUUUGUGGUAAAAAUAUUAAAAAUAAUAAUUUUAUAAGUUUUAUUAUAAGAAAUAUAUAAAACUCUUGUAGAUAAUAUGGUUCCAUGUCAUGGCUUAAAUUGUACCCAUCAAUGUAAACCAACUGGUAAAGGUCCAGCUUGCUUUUGUCCUGAAGGGAUGCAACCCCAUAAAAACGAAUGUAUAGGUAAUGAUUUUGUUUUAUUAGAUAUUAAUUUUAACUUUUAUAAUUUUAUUACAUAGCUCUGAAUUUCCAAUUAUUUUUUUUUCAGAUAUGGAUGAAUGUAAUGUUUUAGACUAUACGUGUGAUCAAAUAUGUAAAAACAUAAAUGGAUCUUUUAGUUGUAGUUGUGUUCCUGGUUAUGUUCAAGUUAAUUCAACUUGUAAAGCUAUUAAUGGUAAUUAAUUAUUCAAAUCCAUAGAUAUUCACUAUAAUCAGUUAAAUUUUAAAUUAUAUAUUGCAGUUCCUGAAAAUGAACCAGCAACUUUAUUUGUUAGUACAUCUAAAGAAAUAAGGAGGGUAUAUCUAAAUGGUACAUCUUAUCCUGGUCCAAGAUGUAAUGUUCAAGCCUUAUCCUUAACAUUUGACCAUAGAAAUCGUACAAUAUGUUUUAUUCAUCAAUACAAUAAAAUUGAUGGAACUAAAUUGAGCUGUGCUAAAAUAGAUAAUCUUUCUAUAUUUUGGGAUUUACCUUCACCAACCUUUUAUCCAUUAUUAAGUUUGUGAAAUAAAAUAUAAUUAUUUUUGGUAAUCAUUUUAAUUGUUCAUAUUAUUUUAUAGCUACUACACAUGUGGCAUUAGAUUGGGUAUCGGGCAACUGGUAUUAUGUAGAUGAUGAACGAGAUAUGAUAUAUAUGUGUACAUCAAUUAUGAAAUAUUGUGACAUUUUGAUUGAUACAAAUUUAAAUAGACCUAGAAGUAUAGCUUUAGAUCCAACCAAAGGGUAUGCCUUUAAUUUAUAUGUAUUAAUUAAAAAUAAUUUUAUUUUAAUAGUAGUAUAAUAUAUGCAUACAAAUAAGUUAUCUCAAACUCAAUUUUCUAAUAAUUAUAUAUAUUUUAGACCCUUAAAAUUUAGUUGAGCUAGUCUGCUUUUUUAUUUUUUGUAUAUAAACAGUAUUUCCUUGCAUAUUAUUCCAUACGUGUAUAGUUUUUCCUGUUCAAAGCUUUCAUUUAAUUUAAAUUUUAGGAAAAGAAAACAGUUUGGGUACAUAAAAUGCCUAAUAAGAUUAUACUAUAUUAGUUUAUUAGGUUUGAAUUUAUAAGUUAAUACCAACACUAACAAAUAGAUCAAUAGAUUUUUUUUACAUUCUGUAUUUGUAUAAAUUUAGUAGUUGUUUGCAUACAAUUAUAGUUGAUAUAAUGAAAAGUACUUAACACAUAUUAGUAAGUUGCAUACAGAAACUAUGUAAAUAUUUUAAAGUUCUCAUUAAUUUAUGUUAACAGAUACAUGUUCUUUACAAAAUGGGGACAAUAUCCUGCAAUGGUAGAAAGAGCUCAACUCAAUGGUCUUGAUAGACAACCAUUAGUAGAUCACAAAAUAGUAUAUCCAUAUGGAUUAACUGUUGAUAUUCCAUCUGAACAUGUUUAUUGGGUUGACACUUAUUUAGAUUUUGUUGAAAGAAUCAAUUAUGAUGGAUCUAAUCGGCGUACAAUACAAAAAGGAUUUCCAGUAAUUUAUAAGUCUAAUAUUUAAUUUGAAAUGUCUCACAUUUAAUUGUUUACAUAAAAUGUUAACUUAGGUUAUAAAUUUGUAUGAUGUAUCUGUUUUCGAAAAUAAUUUAUAUGUAACAUCUUGGAGACUACAGAGUGUAAUAAAACUUAAUAAAUUUAACAGUAGUUCUUACGAAUCAUUAAUCACAAAUAACUUAAGUCGGCCAUUCACUAUUCAUGUGUUUCAUAGACAAGAACAACCUGAAAGUAAGAUAUAACUUUAGGAAUAAAUGUAAUGUAUAAUAUAUUUUAAUCUUUAAAUCUAAGUCAACAUAAUAAAACAACAAAAAAUGUAAUAUUUUACUCUAUUUAGGUUAAGAAUGCCUGAAGUAAAAUUAAAACAAAUUUUAUUUGCGUUCUUGCUGAUAGUGAGAAUUUAAUGAUCAAUAAUAAUUGCUCCAUCACAUCUGCGUUCAUCACAAAUGAGCAGUUAUAUACGAAUACAAAUGCUUUUUUUGUAAUUUGGAUAGUCUUAAUCAAAUAGAGUUUAGAUUCUGAGCUCUAGCAAGGAUUUUAUUGACUUGGUUUUUAAAUUCUGAAUGGAGUGAAUUUGCUCAUAAUUUUUUUUUUUAGUAAUGAUUUAUUUUGCGUUUGUGUAUAAAUUUAUUAACUUUAUGUCCUACGUUUUCAACUUUCCAUCAUAUUCUCAAAUCUCAUCAGCACACCUAUCAAAAUUCUCAGUUCUUUUUAAAAAUUUGUUUAAUGUUGAUUUAGUAGAAAUAGAUUAGUCAAUGACUGUUUGAAUAUUUGUAAUUUAAUUUUUGUUAAGCUUAAACUUUUCAUUUACAGAUAUUAUUGAUUUUUUCAUAAUUAUAUAAUGUUUUGUUUAGUUAAACACCCCUGCAUGAUCAAUAAUGGUGGCUGUGAUCAUAUUUGUGUUACUGUUUAUAAAAAUAAGGAACCCACGGCUCAUUGUUUGUGUGAACCUGGUUAUAAACUUACUUCUGGAAAAUGUAUUUGUUAGUAUAUUUACAGACUUUUUAAGGCAAUAUUUUUAUAUUUUAAGUAUUCAUCUUAUUUUUAUAUUUUUUAGCAUUAAAAUUAUCUGCAUUUUUGAUAUUUGGUAAGAGUAACCCACCAAUGAUAAAAGGCAUAUCAAUGAAUCCAAAACAUAAUAAAGAACAAAUUAUUUUACCAUUGAAUGAUGGACGUUUGCCUACAUCUAUUGAUUUUGAUGUUAAAACACAGUCUAUAUAUUACUCUGGUGGAAAAAAAAGUGCUAUUGAACGAAUGAGAUUAAAUGGAACAAAAAAAGAAUCGGUCAAGAUAUUACCUGAAAUGAACUGUGAGGGUUUAGCUAUUGAUUGGACUGGUCGUAAUUUAUUCUGGACAGAUGAAGGUUUGGGUACAAUUAAUGUGUUUAAGUUAGAUGAUCCGACUAAACAAAAAGUAUUGAUAACUGACAAAGUAUAUCAUCCUAGAUCAAUUGUACUGGAUCCUAAAAAUGGGUAUGCAAAAUAUUCAGUUUAAUUUACUUAUUUAUGGUGUUUCAUAGAUAAUGUAUUUUAAGUUUCAUGUAUUGGGGAAAUUGGCCUCGAGGAUCUACACAAUUUAGUUAUGUUAAAACUAAAUCAAGUGGUAGUAUUGAAAGAGCUUGGAUGGAUGGAAAUAAUCAAACUAGCUUUGUUAAUCAAGAUGUUCAGUGGCCAAUAAGUCUUACUUUAGAUUUUUUUACUAGAAGGUUAUAUUGGUCUGAUGUGUACUAUGAUAGAAUAGAGUGUAUUGAUUUAGACAGAAGUAAUAGACAAGUUAUUAAACAAUCAACUCCUUAUCCAUAUGGAAUCGCGAUUUAUAAUGAUUUACUAUUUUGGACUGAAACUGAUACUAUGGAAGUAUUGGUGAAAAGCUAUAAUUUAGGAAAUAAAUCUAUAGAAAUAUUAGGAAUUGAAAAUCCGCAACUUUUAACAUUAAAAGUAUAUAAUAGUGAAGCUCAAGGUAAGAUUUGUUUGACUUUGUACGGAAAUCAUAAAAUAGAGAUAGUAGUACUUUACCUUCAACCCAACUAUUUGGGAUCAGCUAUCUCAAACAUCCUAAACUUUUACUUGACGUGAUCCCCCUCAUCAACCUCGUUUACACCCACUCUUAUUCUUAAUCUAGAAUUCUUUCCCUCUGCCUCAUAUCUCUCCCUGAAACCAUACUCUAUAUUUUUAAAUUAUUUAAUAAUAGGCUGAUAAUCUUUAAUAAUCAUUAUUUAUUCAAAAUUACUGUAAUCUAAUUAUAAUUCCAAAUACAUUUUGAUAUUAUAAUGAUAUUUUUUUUAUAUAGUUAAAGUAUCUCCAUAUUGGUGUGAAAAAAUAGAGUUAUGUCCUGGACUGUGUAUGUCUACACCCAAUGGACCAGUGUGCUUAUGCAAUGAUGGUUAUGUAUUAAAAACUAUUGAUGACAAAAAAAAAGAAUGUGUCAAGUCUAGUAAUUACUCUGUACUAACUGCUUGUGACAAACCAGACCAUUUUCAGUGUAUUAAAAGUAAGGAGUGUUUAGAUAAAAAAUUAACAUGUGAUGGAGAUAAUGAUUGUGGAGAUGGCUCUGAUGAAGACAAUUCAAUAAAUGGUCCUUGCCGUAAGAAUUUUGUUAAACAAAUUAUUAAUUUGACCAGAAUAAAUAUCCAUAAGUAUAAUGUUUAUGCAGAUAAUCUUACUUGCCCUCAAGAAAACUUUUUGUGUGAUUUUGAUAAAUGUAUACCAAAAUUCUGGGUUUGUGAUGGUGAGAAUGAUUGUAAUGACAAAACUGAUGAAAAAUCUGAAUUAUGUGAGUCAUGCUUAGCAUCACAGUUUGCAUGUACAGUUACUAAACGAUGUAUUCCCCAUUCAUGGGUUUGUGAUGGUACAUUUGAUUGUGGAGAUGGAGACACAUCAGAUGAACAUCACUAUUGUGGUAUGUUCUAGUAUUUAAUACUGAAAACUAUAUUGUAUUUUACGCACACUCAACUAGUUCCUCAUCAAAAAUUUCUUUUUUUAUGACAUAUUACAUUGCAUUGAGUUGUUGGUAGAAAUUAUUUACUUUAUUAAUAUCAAGAAACAUGUGACUUCUUUAUAUUUUAAGUGUUAUUCACUAUUAACACUAUGUACACUAGUAUAACACUUAGAUACCUGAAUUUUUGGUCUUGGUCCAACUAACGGGUAACAUAGCAAAAGUAUCUAAGCAAACUGAGUAAAAUUUGUUUAUUUUUAGUUUUAGAUUCAAAUUAAACAAUAUUUUAAAUGGUGAGACAUUGAAUUAUUUCUUUAUUCUAAAUAUAACACUCAAUUUUUUUAGAAAUAAUGACAACAAUUUUAAACUAUUAUAACUUUGUUUUUAAUUUUCUGCUUUUACUCUUAAACAAAAAUUUGAAAGUUUUAUUCUAAAGUAUGAUUUUUGCUAUGUUGCUAUUAGACCAAAACAACAAAUGCAGGUAUAGCACCCUGUUAAAAUAUUGUUUGUUUUUUUAUUAAUAAUUUUAAGUAUAUAUUGUACACUAACUUGCUAUUAAGUAUUAAAUUAUAAUUGAAAAAUUUGCUUUUUAGAGACUUGUCAUGAAUUUGAAUUUAAAUGCAAAAAUGGACAUUGUAUAUCAUAUGAAUAUUAUUGUAAUGCAGAAGAUAAUUGUGGUGAUGGUUCAGAUGAAGAGAAAUGUUCUAACUGUUCGGGUGAAGUAAGAAAAGUUUUAAAUUUAAGAACUGUAAAUUAGAGAUGUGACAAACUAUUCAAUUUUUGAAUCAAAUCGAAUUUGGGGUGUUCGGUUCGAUUCAAAAAUCAAACUGAAAAUUGAAAAAAAUUGAACUAAAACAAAUACCCAAUAGAAAAUCAUUUGAUGCCAUUUCUGCGCGGUCACCAAUACAAUGUUUUGUGCUGGGAUAGAGCGGCCUUGUUAUGAAAAAGAGUUAUUUUUUUUUAUUAGUGAGAUUCUUAAUCGUAAAAUUGGUAAAGGUCAUUGGGGUUAACCUAACUUAAUCCUUAACCUUUUUCCUUUUUAAUGUUCAAGUUAAAUAAAGUAUUUUAAAAGUUCAGUUUAGUUCGAGUUCGAAUAUAAAUGAAUAGGUUUGGUUCGAUCUUAAAAAUCAGGAUUUGUAAUCGUUUCUACUAUAAAUAUUAUUUAUUAUUUAUUUAUUUUACACUGCAUUCUAGUUUCUUUGUGCAAAAAACAAUACUUGUAUACCAUUACUAAAAAAAUGUGAUGGGGUAAUUGAUUGUGAUGGAGCAACAGAUGAAUUAAAUUGUACUAAUGCAUUAAACAAAAUUAAUCAUGGAUGUUCAAAUAAUGAGUUUUUGUGUUCCAUUUCUACUGAUUUUUGUAUUGACAAACAUUAUGUCUGUGACGGAUUACCUGAUUGUCCUGAUGGCAGUGAUGAAAAAAAUUGUAGUAAGUUUUUGUUUAAAUAUUUGUAUAAAACAUAAUAUAUUUAAUUGUUUAUUGUUGUUUAUUAGUGUUGAGGAAGUCUUCAGUUUUAUAUUUGUGUGUAUACCUGUUACCUUAUGUAUUGAAGUCUAUUGUAGUAUUUAUCUACUCAUUUUGAAUACUCAACUGUUGUUAAAUACUUAAUAUUUGAUUACAAUUGUUAAAAAUAAUAUUGAUUACUUAUGCAACCUUUAAAAUUAUUUGUACUAAGUAAUCAAAUCUAAUAUUAAGUUAAUAUUUUUUCAGCUUUAAUUAAAAAUUGCACUCUUGAAAAUUGUCAAAUUCAUUCAAUAGAUAAAUCACCCUUAAACAUUUGUCAAUAUCCAAAUAAAUCCUGUGACAAUAACACUUUAUGUGUUUCUGUAGAAAUGUUAUGUAAUGAUGAAAACGAUUGUUUAGAUGGUUCAGAUGAAGGUGGUCAAUGUGGUAAGUUGUAACUAGAAAUAUUUUUCCAUUGGGAGUUAAUCCCUUGACCUUUUUUUAAAUAUCUCUAAAUGCUUGGUCAUGAAUUCUACUCUCCGUUCAUACCCCUUAAAAUUUACCUAUCAUAUAAAUAACCUUCCAUUAAUAUCAGCUUUUCCCUUUAUUAGUGAUGUUGAUUGUACUUUGACACCUAUUCAUUGUCUUCUUAAACAUAUUGAAAUAUAUAAUCUUUUGUUGCAAAGCCUUUAUAUUCUUAGUGUUUAUAAACCACACUUCUCAGCAGUUUCAUUUUCUUUCUCCACUCAAAUCCAUUUUAUGUUCUCAUAUUCACCUUAUCUUGGAAUACGGCUGUAUCCUUUGGACUCUUCUACACCCUGCGGCAAGACCUCAAUUCAGCGUGUUCGUUCAACAUAAAUUUCUCCAUUUCACUUUAAUAUUUUCACCCACACCCCUUCAUGAUUACUCUAUUCUCCAAGAUUUAAGCCUUAUUAUUGAUAUCCGACUCUUUUUUUAACCUUGUAUUCUUCUCUAAUCUUAUCUUUAGUAGCAAAAAUAGAUUCUUAUUUUCUUUUAUUUCAACUCUAUUUUAUAAUAUUACUCUUCAACAUACCUGCUCUUCCAUGUCUUUCAUAAUUACACAGUCUUCUUUUAAUUAUUCUCUCAACUCCCCUGUUUCUUGCCUUAUGGUGUCUCGCUGUGUUCUUUAGUUUUCAUAUCUCUGUUACUAUUUUAUUUUUUUAUUUUUAUAAUAUAAAAAUGUUUAAAACAGAGUCCAAUAUUUUUUUAUUUUUCUCUGCCCUGAAUAUAUGACAAUGUAUUUAAUUCUAUAUUUAUCAAAAAACAAAGAUAAAAUUAUUUAUUUUAUUUUUGGUCAGUUUUAUUUUAAAAUUUGUAGUGUUAUUUUAAAGUGUGUAUUUUAGUGCUACAAUUUCCAAACCCUGUAUUUUCUAUUUAACUUAAAAAAAUUGUUAAAAUAAUUUAAUUACAUUUUAAAUGUUAAAUAAUUACUUUUUUUAGUGGAAAAUUUAUGCGAAUCUGGGUCUGAUUGUUCCCAUACUUGCAUAAAUAGUCCAGAUGGUUUCAUAUGCCUAUGUCCUAAAAAUAUGACUCUUCAACUUGAUGGAGUAACAUGUACAAUUGUGAAUCCUUGUAAUACUUGGGGACGUUGUUCUCAAAAGUGUUUAGAGAUUGAUCAACAAGGACAUAAGUGCACUUGUAAUGAAGGUUACUUAUUAGCUACAGAUCAUUUUACUUGCAAAAGUACAGGUAUAUUUGAACAAUUAAUAAUAAAAAUGACUAUAAAAUAUUGUGAAUGAUGUUUUUAUUAAAAUCAGCGAUUUUUUAUAAAGAUUUUUAGUAAAAUUGAUUAUGGUUUUUUCAGGCAUUAUAAAAUUGUUUAAUAAUUAGAAUUAUUAUUUAGAAUUUUUCCAAACCGUACUUUUAUCCUAUACACUAAUACAUAUAAACUUUUAAAUUUUUUGGAGAAUUUCCUCCCCUUUUUUUAAACCAGUUUUGAAAAGAGAAUAUAUUGUAAAAGUAUUUGAUAUAUUAUAAUUAUAAAACACUAUUAUUGUUUAUAUUAUUUAUAACAGUUUUAAAAUUAGAUUAGAAGAUGCUUUACGGAUUUUGAAAAUACAAAAUUUAAUCUCUGGGCCAAGGAUUUCUCCAAACCAGUUAACCUUUGACUCAAUUAAACAAAAAUUGAAACAUUAAAAAAAAACAUUCCAGUGCUUUAAAAAACUAUUGAACUUUAAAAACCGGCUUUUCACCUUCACGGGGAAAUAAAUUAUUUCUAAUUGGUUAAUAUUAAACUUAUCAAACUUAGCACCAAAGAUGAAUCCUUUUAAAAUCAGGCCAAUUGUGUUUUUACUCAUAAUCAAUUUAUCCUAAAUUAUUUUUAUGUAUAUCAACAUAUUCAAAACAAAUUUACCUUUUUUGAAAAACUAUUUUAAAAAGAGGAGAGGGGAUGGCUAUUUGAAAAUAUUGUAAAUAUAAUAAUAAAAUGAUUCUAUAAUUAUAUUAACUGGAAUAUCCAAAAUAAGUUUUAUUCGAAAUUUUUGUAGUUAAUCACUAAAUUUAAAAUUUUUAAAUAAAUCAACCUGUUUAUAUAAAUAAAUAAAUAUAUUCAUGCAAUUUUAUUUGCAUAGAUUCUUCUGUGCCACAGAUAAUAUUGAGUAACAAAUAUGAAAUACGGGGUAUUGAUCUAGUUACAAGAGAUGUCAAAUCAUUAAUUUCUAAUUUGAAAAAUACUGUCAAGAUAGAUUUUUAUCAUGCUAAUGAUGGAACUGAUACACUUUAUUUUACUGAUUUAGCAGAUGAUAAAAUAUUUAAAGGCACAAUAAUUGGUGGAUGUAUGUUUAAAAUUUACGUUUUAUUUGUAUACAAAUAAUAAUAAUUUUAAUUAUAAAAUAUUUCAAUUUUAGCAUUAAGUGAAGUAGAAGUUGUAGUUCAAAGUGGUCUAACAACUGUUGAAGGACUUGCUGUUGAUUGGGUUGCUGGUAAUAUUUAUUGGGUUCAGAGUAAUUUAGAUCAAAUUGAAGUAGCUAAAUUAAAUGGAAGUUUCCGAAAAACUUUAAUUUCUGGAGAUAUGGAAAAUCCAAGAGCCAUUGCAUUAGAUCCAAGAUUUGGAUAUUUAUUUUGGACCAGUUGGGAUACAGCAGUACCUCGAAUUGAGCGUUGCAGUAUGGCUGGUGAAUUUCGUAAAAUUAUUGUUAUUGUGAGCAAUUUAUUUGAUGGUGAAUGGCCAAAUGAUUUGACUUUAGAUUAUGAACUUAAUCGAAUUUAUUGGAUUGAUGCAAGGUAAAUAUAUAAUUUUAAAUUUAUUUAUUCACUUGGUUUAGAAUUUGAGAGGAUUAAGGAUUGUAUAGGUUUUACAAUGAUUUUGUUUUUUUUUUUUUGUGGACAACUUUUCUACCAGCAAUUUUGCUCCAAUUUAAAAUGAUAAUACUUUUUCUGAAGUAAAUCUGACUUGGGUGGUACUUAAAGAAUUUCAUUUUUUGAUUUUUCCAGCUGUUUUCAUAAUAAAUGGGAAAAAAAUGUAGGAAAAACUGGAAAAUAAGUACAAUAUUAAACAAAUUAUUAUUAUAGAUAAUAUAUAAUGUAUAUGUAAUUAUUUUGCUUAUGAUCUAUAUAUUGUUAAUAAAACAACACUUAACUGAACUCCGCUCAGAAUUGUUUUUCAUUAGCAAUAGUUAAUCGGUCCAUACAGAUAUACAGUAAGUCCUCAUUUAGCAUCGUUUCGCCAUCGCAUUGUAGAAAUUUAAGUCCUUAUGUUUCAUUUAAUUUGCAACGGUUAAAUUAUUUGUUUAUCAAAUUUUUGUUUUGUGUAUAUAUUUAUAUAAAUUGUAUAUGCAAUUUAAUUUUAUCGACCAAAUAAUACUGUUGUCGUUUUGAUUGACAUACAUAUCACACGAGGUAUUAUUUUUAUUUAUUGUAGGUAAUAUGUAAUUUGUAAUUGUUUUUCAUUUUAUUGAUAGUUCAACAACACUUUUGCUACCGAUUAUAUUAUUUUUGUGGAUGUGCAUAAUAUUACUAUUACAUAUUAUUUUACUGUUACACAUUUGAUAAUCUAUAAUUAAUAUGGCAACACCCUAGCUCGCUUUCUAUGAUCUAAAAUAUUUUAAAAAAUUAGAAAACUGUAACUCUUUCUACAAAAAUAGACAUUUAAAACGUUUUGAAUCCAGUGAACUAAUGGUAGAUAUUGCUUAUCUUUAUUAUCUUACACCAAUUACUGUUGUCUGAACUAUUAAAAGCAAUUCUGAAAAAAGCUACUAGUUCAAAUAAAAUAAAUCAAACUCAAAAUUCUUUAAUAGUAAAUAUAGAAAAAAAAUGUUUUUUGUGGAUUAAAUAUUUUAAUUAUUUUUAAAUUUUUAAACAUUGUUCUGUUAAAAGCUGAAUCGCUAUUUGAUAAAUUAAUAUAACUAAAUAGUGAUGAGUUUCAUAAUGUUGAAUUUAAUGUUAGUAGAAGUUGGUUUGAUGAGCAUUUUAAAAACCAAUUUAAUUUUCAUAAUAUAAAACUUAAUGGCAAAAUUGCAAAUGCUGAUCAAUCUGCAGCAGAUUCUUUUAUUUCCAAAUUACAAAAAAUUAUCAAAGAAGGAUACAUAUCAAAACAAGUAUUUUAAUGUUGAUGGAACGAGACAUUUUGGAAACUUAUGCUUUCUAGAAUUUAUAUUACCCAAGAAGAAAAGUCAGUUCUAAGAUAUAAAUUAGCUAAAAGUCGACUGACAAUGUGUUAUUGGGUAGGAAUGCUUUUGGUGAUUUUAAAAUGAAACCGUUGCUAAUUCACACAGCUGAAAAACUAAUUAAUUAUAAUAAUAUGUACAUUGACAGAAGCCUAUUAUAAUAAAGUGCAUGUGAAAAGUGUUUCAUUUAAAGUUUUUUCGGUUAAUGUUGUGUUUUCCAGGAACCUAACGUCAACUUUAAAUAAGGACUUACUGUACUUUAAAUUUCCCUUUUAUCUCUCCCAACUUCUCACCUACAAUAUUGACCCACCCAUCUUGCAAAGUAUGUACCUCUUUUUUAUGUUAAUUUUGUUUUUUUUAUUAUUCCUUAGAUCAGAUUCUAUACAUACAGUAAACUAUGAUGGUCAUGAUCAUCAUCUUGUGUUAAUUGGUCACGAUCUUCUUUCUCGUUCAUUUGCUAUUACUAUUUUUGAAAAUUAUGUAUACUGGACUGAUUGGAGUAGUAAUUCAAUAAAUAAAGCUAAUAAAUGGUCUGGUUCAAAUGUUUCUGUUGUUUACCUUACUCAAACACAACCAUUUGAUGUUAAGAUAUUGCAUCCUAGUCGACAACCAAAAGGUUUUAUGUUAUUAUAUUUUAUAUGAGUUGACUAAAGUUAUAUUAAUGUUUUUAAGUAAACAAUUUAUGUAUUUGAUAAUUUACCAAUUAUAAUUUCAUUUGAAAUGUUUUAAAAUGUAAUUGUAUAUUACAUACAAUUUGGUGACUAUAAAUUAACAAUUGUAUGAAAUUAUAACUGAAUGGUUGUUGCUUUCUUGAAUUUUAUUUAUAAUGUUUAUUUACAUUAUUAUUUACUUAUAUAAUAACUUUCAUUAAUAUUAUUGUUGUGUUGGCAGUUGAAUUUAAUCCUUGUGGAAUUAAUAAUGGCAAUUGUUCACAUUUAUGUUUAUUAAAUAUAAAUUCUACUUAUAAAUGUGACUGUCCACAUAUAAUGCAACUCUCUUCAGAUAAUCAUACAUGCAUCGGUAAAAACUAAAAUUUAUUUUGAAUACAAGUUGUUUUGUUUUGCUUUAAAUAAUUUAUUUUAUGUUACAGUAAACGAAAUUGUUUUAUUAUUUGCACAAAUUAAUGAAAUUCAUGGAGUAAAUUUAGAUCGACCAUAUUAUAAUACAAUUCCAACAUUAUUGUCUUACGAAUCACAAUCUUUAUUGCAUACACAAAUAGAUUAUUUGGCUAUCAAUAAAACAAUUUACUGGUCUGAUUAUUUAAGUAAUGAAAUUAAAAGAUCUAGUUUAUCAGGCGACAUCAUUGAAGUAAUUUUAGAUACAGGUAUUUUAUAAUGAUAAAUUUACAUUUAUAAUAAACAAAAUUCUGCUAUGGUAAGGUUAUCUAAGAUAGAUUAUUUUGCUUAGAUAUAUUUAUACAUAAAUCAAUGUUUUUUAAACUAUUACUUUUUCUUUUAGGAAUUCAUCAUCCAAAUGGAUUUGCUAUUGAUUGGCUGUCUAAAAAUAUAUUUGUUAGUAGUUCAGAUCAGAAUCCCUUUACUGAGGAAAAAACCACUGCUCCCAAAUUUAUUAUAAUAGCUUGCAAUCUUGAUGGAGAAUAUUUUACCACUAUAUAUUCCAGUGAUUGGACUGAUAAAGAAAACAAUAAAACUGUACAAAUAGGCUCAUUAGCUAUAUUUCCACAACAAGGAAAAUUAUUUUGGUCUCAAACAAUGGCAAGUGGCCAUCAUAAUAUUAUAAUGUCAAAUAUGAAUGGAUCGUCUUAUUCAAUAAUUUUCGCGGAAAAGAUAAUACCUUUUAUUCCAGGAUUUACUAGUAAGUAUUUGUUAAACUAUUAUCAUCAUCUAAAGGCCUUACCAUGAUAGUCAUAUGAGAGACAUAUGUCUCUAAUGUAUACAGCUCAACACUUCAAACCAUAUAAGAUAGUCUUAACACACUCUUGUAAAACUUACCUUUAAGUCUCAUUAGGAUUCUCUUUUCUCAUAAAAUACCUGUCCACUUAAUUUGACCACACUUAAUUCUAGGUUUCACAUCCUUAUCAAAGUCACCAUUUUAUGUUCAUAAUAUCCUAAGUACUUAAAACCUCCCUAAUAUAUCACCUGUUAUUGUAACCUGCUAGUGUUGUCCCAUCAACCUAUUGUAUUUUUUCUCCAAAUCCAUACUCUAUUAAUUUUGCUUUACUUCUGUUUAUUCUUAGUUCUCUUCCUUCAAGUGCUUCUUUUAAUUUCUUAAGUCUAUUGUUAACUUCUUUCAAAUUUCCUUUUAUCAAAAAAAUAUCUGCAAACAUAGUGCACCAUGGUACUUCGCCUUAUAUUUUCUUUGUAUGAAAGUAGAUAAGAGCUCAAAGCUGAACUCUGAGCAUACCUACUCCAAUCAGAAAAAUCUUCUAUUAUUCUAAACACACUUUUUACACUUGUAUUUGAACCUUUAUACAUAACUAAUAUAUGAUUUCGGAAUUCAUUUUCUCAUUAACAUCCAAAUUAGAACUUCUCUUAGCAUUUUAGCUUUGUGAAAUAGGAUAAUAUCAUCACUUCCUAAUUGAUGUAACUUCAAUAUAUUGUAAAUUAAUUUAACGAAUAAAGAAUGGACAUAAACAGCAGGAUCUAAGUUCCUUACUGUUUUUCUCAGAAAAUAUGUAUUUACACACAAAAAAAAAUUAUCACAUUAAAAAAUCACUAAUUGAGUACAUCUGUACAAUUUUAUUUUGUCUUUAGGUUUGACAGUUGAUCAGGAAACAAAUACACUUUAUUGGGUGAAUGCUGAUAAACAUUCUAUACAUUCUUAUAGUAUUCAAAACUCUAAAGUAAAUCCCCCUUUGAAUUUACCAGAUGAAAGCUAUCCAUCCUAUAUAGCUUUAUAUAAAAAUAAUAUUUAUUAUGUGGAUAAUAAAUUAAGGAAUAUUCAAUUUGCAAAUAAAAUUACUGGAAAUGGAAAUUCAUUAUUUCGCAAUAUAACUGCAGGUAAUAUAUUCAAAAAUUAAAGAUAAUUUUUUUUUUCAAUAUACAUUGUGUAUUUGAAAAUGUGUGUAUGACUAAUUUAUUUUAUAAUUCAAAUAUUGUUUUAUUUGAAUUUUGAUUCUGAGUAGAGCAAUCUUCAUUAUCGUAGAACAGCCUAUUAAAUUUUUUUUUAUUUCCAUAUAAUAACUUUUUUUUUAUUUUUUUUGUUACAUUGUGAAAAUUAUUAUUAUAUUAUUAAGUGUUUAUAAAAACAAUCACUUAUCAAUUUUCUAUAUUUUAAGUCUGUAUAACUUAGUUAUAUUUGUAAAUAUUUAAAAGUACUUUUUUGUUAUCUAUACUGUUCUUUAUGUAUAUUGCAGUUAGGUGUUAAUUUCAAAAAUAAAUGAACAAUAUUAAAGUUAUUUUUAUUUGUUAUGGCUACCAUGUAUCUUAAACACUUAAUUUAUAUGUUUGUAAUAUAUGUGCAGUACAAGUUUUAACCUUAAUUGUUUUAAUAACUAUUUAUAUUAAACAAUUUUAGUUCUUUCCAUGUAUUCCAUAAUAUAUUUAUUCCCGGUAAUUGUACUUAAAAGAUGUAUUUUGUUUGUGCAUUAAGUAAACAAAUUGUUAGGUCUUGUUUAAUGGUUUAAUUUUUUGGAUUCAAUAGACGAGUCAAUAAACAUUAUAAUUGCCUUGAUUAAUAAUUAAAAUACUUUAAUGAUACAAAUAUAAUUAUUUUAAAUAUGUUAAGUUUUAUUAAUAAUUAAUGAAAUUAAUUAAUUAUUUAAUAUAUAAAAAAAAUAUAUUUAUAUUUUAGAUGUAUAUGCAUUGAGUCUAUACGAUCCAUCUUUACAAACUGGUGUUAAUGGCUGUUCAAAAAAUAAAGGACUAUGUUCUCAUAUUUGUUUGCCAAUUUCUGCUGAUGAUUGGGUUUGUCGUUGUGCUGAUGGUUAUACGAUUGAUCCAAAAAAUAAGAAUGAUUGUAUUGGUGCUAAAGAAUUUUUAUUGUAUACUGCUGAAUCUGAAAUCAAAGGCAUAUCUUUAAAAAAAAAUGAUACAAAUAAAGUAUUAAGUCCAUUGUCGAAGACAUCAAUGGCAUUUAGCAUUGAUUUUUAUGAAGGUAGUAACUUUGUUAAGUUGACAAGUUUAUUUGCAUCUUUUAAAUUAUAAAUUAUAUUUUAGAUUAUAUUUAUUGGUCUGAUGAUGAACAAGGAAGUAUUAUGAGAAUAAGGCGUGAUGGAACUGGUAGACAAAUCAUUUUAAAUCGUGAGCAAUCUGGUGAAACAUCAACGGGUACUUGGGUAUCAGGUAUAUCUUAUUGCAAUAUAAAUUUAAAAUUAGUAUAUUUUUCAACACAAUAUUUAUUUUUAGGAAUUGCUAUUGAUUGGAUUGCCGGACAUAUUUAUUGGGCUAAUCCAUUGUUAAAUAUUAUCCAAGUUGCUUAUCUUAAUGGAUCUAAUGCUUAUGUAGUAUUAGAUGGUGGAGAGACUAUGGAGAAGCCAAAUUCUUUGGCUGUUGACCCUGUUGCUGGAUUUUUAUUUUGGAGUAUUAGACGCUAUCAUGGAGUUUCAAGAUCGUCAUUAGACGGAAUGAAUAGAAAGAGUAUUUUAUUAAACAAAGAUCAACCAUUUGUCGAGGAUAUUACAUUAGAUUACGCCGUAUGUGUAAACUUAAAACAAAUUUGAUUAAACACCUUUAUUAAAUCAUUUAUUUAUUUGUAUAUUAAAACAGAAUCACAAAGUAUACUUUUGUCAACAAAGUUUAAUUGGCCGUUGUAAUUAUGAUGGUUCAGAAUAUGAAGUAUUAUAUAAAGAAAAAAAUAGUAAUCCAGUUAGUAUUGUAGUACAUGAUGGGUACAUUUACUGGCUUGGAGUGUAAGUUUAAGUGCUUAUAAUUGUUUUCAUAUUAAAAACUGCAAUGUUUAUUUUUUACAGUAUGCAAACUCAAGGCUUAUCUUCAUUAAUGGUCUCGCCUAUUAACAAUAUUUCAGCUACAGAGGAAUUGAUACAAGAAAUUGGUGAACAUCCAAAAGAUGUACAAAUAUUUUCAAAAAGUCGUCAUCAAGGAAUUAAUAUUUGUGCUAAACAUAAUGGAGGUUGUCAAGAACUAUGUUUAUAUAAUGGUACUCAUGGGGUUUGUGCUUGUGCGCAUGGUAUUAUUGAUACUGAUGGAAAAUCAUGUAAAGGUAUGAUUAUUUGAAAUCUAUUUUAACUAAUAUUUAUGGCGUUACAUGCAUAUAUUAAAAUUAAAGUUUAUUACGUAUUGUAUUUACAUUUCUAGAUUAUACUACUUUUCUUAUGUACUCACGGGCAGAUGAAAUUGAUAGUAUUACUUUAUCUGAAAAUCCAAAUUUCAAAACACCAUUCAAGGUUUUACAAUCAAAACAAUUUAUGCAAAAUGUAAUUGCGUUGUCAUAUGAUUAUGCACGGUCUUUAUUAUUUUAUUCAGAUAUUCAACGUGGUACUAUUGAUGCAAUUCAUUUUAAUAAUACAGGUCAUCGAGUUAUAGUAGAAAGUAUGUAUUUUAUUAUUUUAAUUCAAAGUUAAACAAACUUGUAAUAGAUUCACUCACUUUUAUGUUUUUAUCAUAUAGAUCAAGAAUCUGUUGAAGGUAUUGACUAUGAAAUGAAGGAGAAUAAACUCUACUGGACAAAUAGCAAUGCAUCUAUUAGUCAAAUUAAUUUAAAUAAACCAAAUGCUGUACCUGAAAUAGUUUUACAAUUAGGACCAUCAGAUAGACCACGUGGUAUAGCAGUUGAAAUUUGUGAUAAGUAAGUCAUUUUUUUUUUUUUUUUCAUAAUUAUAGGUUUUUAAAAACUUAUAAUAGCAUAUUUUAUUUAAUAAAUUACUAUUUCUCUAAUCAGAAUGUUUAAAAAUGAUAUGUAGUUUGGAAAAUAGGUGUAUUUAUAGUGUAUUGAAAUUUAAAAUUAAAUAUUUAAUUAUUAAAUUAUUAUUUACUAAAAAUUGUUGUAAAUUUUAAAAAAAUGAAAUAAAUUUAUAAUAAGCUGUCCUAGCAAUGCUUUACUGUUGCAAGAUUUCAUUACACAUUAUUUAUUGUCCUGCCUGUGUAUAUUUAUACUUUGAUAAAUAUAAAACUGAUGAUCUACAUUUAAUCAAGAAUCCAUAAUUUGUUGUAGAAAAAUAGGAAAAUUAUAGAUAGCUCAUAUUGAUAUUCUUUUAUUUUAAUUGGUAUGAAUCGAUGAACCAUAUUAAGCAUUUUUUUAAAAUAAUUCACUCGAAUGAACAAUAUUUUUGACUAUUCCAUUUGCUUAUAAUUGAAACAACUUAAAAUAAUUUAAACUAACAUGUCAAGUAUGCCAUGAUUGGAUAAGCAAUAUUUUUGGUUUUCUGUUUUGGUGCAUAAAUGCACAGUUUUUGGAGUUCCUACUCUGAAAAAACAACAUAUAGUUUACCGUGCAAAAAAUAUGGAUUUUCUAAAUUUAAUUCUGUAAAGCAUAAUGACUGCCCAUGAAUUUUGUUGAUUCUUAUCGUGAAAGUAAGACAAUCAGUCAGAAAACUGUAAUUUGAAUGUGUAGAGCAAAUUACUUGGAAACAUUAGUAUAUGCAGAAUCAGCACAUCCUUUUCCUUUACAUUUACAUUUAUCUAUUGUUGCUUUAAUAAAAUGCUUGAUUUAUGCUUUUGAGGAGGUAUUUUAUUGAUUUUCUUUAUAAUUUUCUUAAUAAUUGGGAACAACCAGUAAAUGUAAGCAAGAAAAAUUUUUGUAAUUUUUGAAUUUACUUAGUGUAGAGAAGGAUCUAUUAGUUUUACCUAGAUGUGUGUUUUUGUCAACAAUUUUUCUAUCGAAAACUUGCUACGCAGUAUAGAAUAUAGCAUCUUUUCUGAAAGGUAAUUUUUUUUCAUUGAUGCAUUGGAGAGGUCAUUCUUUUGAUUUACCAAGAGAUUUUUGAAAUAAUUGUGAUGUUAAAUAUUUAUGGCGUGUAGCGGUGUUACCAUUUUUAUUGUUUGUAUUAUGUUUACACAAUGUUUUUUACCAGAAAUAUAACUCCAAUCCAAAAAUGGUAAGAGAUUGAUUUUAUUCCUUUUAAUAUUUCGCCACUGACAGAGUUGUUUUUUGAAAGUAGUUUUUGUAAUAAUCAGGAAACCUUGGAAAAAACAUAAAAUGAAAAUUGGCAAAUUUACGUCUUUACAAUUUCAUUAUUUUAAAUUUUUUACCUUUCCAUUUUCUACUAGAAAAAUUUCCCCAAUAGAAAAACAUUGAAGAUCUUUUUUGUUGAAGUUUUAAUCUAAUUAGUGCCCUAGAAAGUAAUGUUUUGAAUUUUUUUGUUUUUUUUUAAUAAUUGAGUAAAACCAAAAAAUAUGUAGAAAAAACAGGAACAUUGACAAAAAUAAUUCUUUUAUUUUAUUUUGUCUUUUUAAUGUAAUUCAGUUUAAAAUAUUUGUAGAAACUUAAGAUGUUAGAAAACUUAUAUUUACUUUUUCUAGACAUGGUAAAACUUUCUGAGCAGUUGAGCAAUUUUGAGUUAUUUAUAGACAUUUUAUUGUGAGUUUUUACGUUAUUUUUAUUUGGCAGGUACUCUAGAUAAAUUGUUAGACUUAGCAGAAAUUCUUAACUAUUCAUCAUAAGUUUUAUUUGAUGGUAAUAAAAAUAUUGAGCUUUAUGUAGUAGUAGUAAAUAUCACAAAAUUUUUAAAGAAGUUAAACUGAAUUUCGUUUUCCAUAUCAAUGAUUUAUUGUUAAGUACAGCUUAUUUACAUGAACAAUAUUGAGCCAUUUCGAUCUCGCUAUGUCUUUGAGACUAUUUAUGGUAUGACACUAAAGUUUUUCAGUGAUAUUAUGGUCACCAAAAAGAAACAGUAUUCUAAAAUAUGUUGAACGUCUAGGUGGAUGGUUUCCAAAAUACGGAUCAUUAUAAAUUAUUAUACUUCAUUGUAAAUCCAGAGCUAUGAUUAUGGCGCAAAGCUAAGUAACACAAAUAGAACUUGUUCGUUGACUGUAGUAUAUUAUCAAACAUAUAAACAGUAGAACUAAAAACUUCACAAAAAUCCCCUUCUUUCUUCAUUCCAUGAGACUCCUAUUUUACCUGUGUAAUUUUACAGCAAAUGGUCCAACCUUUUUGUAGUCUAAACUAAUGAACUAAUUGUUUUGAAAUUUACUCAGAUUAAUCAAUAUGUUAAUAUGUAGAUUUAGUACUUUUGUAAAUUUCAAGUUUAUCAAAUGAUUACAACCUGAGUUACAUGUAAAAGUAUUAGCAUAGUUUUUACUCGAAACGUUAUUUUUUCAAUAAUUCAACAAUGUUUAUGUUGUACGUGUUGUUAUCAUCAGUCUGUGGCAAAUAAAAAAUAAUUUUGUUCAUUCAUUUUAUUGCUGUAAUACUAUAGUAUCGUUUUCCAGCAACAUUCAUUAGCUUUAUUCAUAGCUAUACAUCAUACAUUAAUUUACUUAAUCCAUAAAAUAUUGAAGAUUUUUUGUGCCCAUAAAUUUUCACUUGAUAAAAAAAAAAAAACAUGUUAACUAUAUCCAACAUUUUAAUAAACUCAAAUUAGAAAAGUUGUGAUAUCAAAAAGGAGCUAAGUAAUUUAUUAAUUCCAUUAGUAUUAAUUUAGUAAAUUAGUAAAUUGUUUAUAAUUGUUUGUGUUUGAUGCGGUGCAAUAAUUGAAUACAAAUAAUUUAACUUAGCUUGGUGGCUACUCAUAGUAUGUACUUAAAUAGUGUUAUGAUAAUAUUAAUAAAUUAUAAAAUGGGGUUAUAAAUAUUCAUAUCAGCAUUGUAUCUUUCUUUUUAGUCGUAAAUAUUAGUAGCCGUUAAGCUAAGUUUGUAUUAUUAUUUAUAUUAAAUUAUUGCACUUUAUCAAAUAUAAACAAUUAUAAAUAAUUUCUAUACUAAUGAAUUUAAGAAAUUACUACUUAGCUCUUUUUUGAUAUCAAAACAUUUUUAACUUGAAUUUUUUUUUUUAGUGAGGUUUUUACACAUAGUUGACGGAGGGUUUUUGUUUGGAUUUAGUUUACUUUAAAUAGAUUUAGAGCUUUGAAAUUUGGAACGUAAAAGAUGAUUAAAAUUAUAAAAUUAUGAGAUAAAUAUAUUUAAUACAAUAUUAGUUACGAUAAUAGUUAAUAUAAUGUUUCAGGUCUUACGAUAUUAAUAUUUAUCAGGUGAUAUUUAAUUUGAUCAACAAUUUUAGUUCUGAGUAGUUAAAACUUUUUUUUUUUACUUUAAGACAUAUAAUUUGGUAUUUUUAAUAUUUUAAUUAUUGUUCAUGGGUUUGAAUUCAUUAUAUUAAUAUUUGUUUAGUUAAUUAAACUAAAAUUAUUUAUUAAGAGGAUACUACCCACUUUUACUGUCUUAGUUCAACUCGACUUUAAUAUAUCAAAAUUAAUGUUACUUAGAAUGUAAAUUGUGGUAUUUAGAUUGAAAUUGUAGUUUAAACAAAACACAAAUUAUUAAGUUAAAAGAGAAGAAUAUUUUUAAUAUAGAGCUUUAUUCUAUGCAAUUAUAAUACAAUUAAGUUAUGGUAAUGUUAAUUUUGGUUUAGCUGUAACUUUUUUUUGUAUGAACAAUUUUUCAAAAAAAAAAAUAUAUAUAUAUAACCUUCAGAAAUAUUCUCUUCUUUAAUUUUUGCUAUUUGUGUUUAAACUACAAUGUCAACCUAAAUACCACAAUCUAUGUUUUAAAUAAUUAAUUUCUACUAUGUGGUCCAUUAGAUAGAUUAAUACAUUAGAUGCGGGUGUGAUGUUCUCUUAAUGCAUGUUAUUAUUACAUAUUGACUUUAAAAUAAUUUUAUUUUAGACGAAUGUAUUGGACAAAUUGGAAUGAUUUAAAACCAAGUAUACAAAGAGCUUUUGUAAAUGGGUUCAAGGUAGAGUCUAUUAUAACAACAGAUAUUCAAAUCCCAAAUGCUCUUACAUUAGAUCAUAUGACUCAAAAAAUGUACUGGGGGGAUGCAAAAUUAGACAAAAUCGAGAGAUGCGAAUAUGAUGGAACAAAUCGGGUGGUAAUUUAGUUUUUAUAUUUUAAUUUAUUGACAUAUAUAAAACUUAAAAAGUUAAAACUGAUAGAAAUCUGAUGCUACUUGCUAGGUACUUGCUGAAAUGUACCCUCAACAUCCAUUUGAUAUUGCUGUGUAUGGUGAUUAUUUUUUUUGGACUGAUUGGAUAUUAAAUGCAGUUUUACGAGCUGAUAAAUAUACUGGUGCAAAUGUUGCGUGGUUAAGAAAAGAUGUCCAAAGACCUAUGGGAAUAGUAGCAGUCUCUGAUAAUAUUAAUGAUUGUAUGUUUUUUUUACUCUUUGAUAAUCUAUUACAAAUUAAUUUUCAAAUAUUAUCAUUAUUUAUUUAAGGUUUUAGAAAUCCAUGUAUGACACUUAAUGGAGGCUGUGAAGAUAUAUGUCAUUUAGAUAUUAAAGGUGUUGUUGAAUGUUCUUGUAAUCAUAAUCGUAUGCUUUUACCAGACAACAAAAGAUGCAUUGAGAGCAACAUAUUACAAACAAAUUGUUCAAGUAAUGAAUUUGCAUGUUCAUCAAAUGAUUGUGUGCCUUAUGAAAAUACUUGUGAUGACAUACCUCAUUGUCAAGAUGAAUCAGAUGAAAACAUUAAUUAUUGUGGUGAGUAUCAUACAUUUUGCUUGUAUUUAUAUAGGGUAAUUUUUUUUUUGUAUCAUGAUCCAUCAAAUUUCUAGGUGGAUAUUAAGUGAAUUUAAUUUCUAUUUUUUUUUAUCAUUGCAGAAUUGGUUAAGUUUUAUUUUGAAAUCAUUGUUAGUUUUUUACCCCUACUCUAAAAACCAAGAAUAAGAAUAGUUUUUAAAUCAGAACCCCCCUUAUUGAACACUGAUUCGAAAAUAGAAUAUUAUUCUAGAAAUGUUUAUAUGCAUGACACUAAUAUCAAAUUUACUAUUUAUGAGUUACAACUGUUUAAAGUUGAGAUCAUGAGAGUAGAGAAUGAUAAUAUAUUGUAUAAUGUCUAUUUUAGAUUUUGAGUGGAGCGAAGAUUAUAGUUUUACAAAGAUGGCUUUUUUUUUUAUCUAUGCACAACUUUUUCUACCAACGAUUUUGCUCCAAUUUUUAAUGUUUCUAAAGGGAAAUUUCACUAGCAAGGUACUUUAGAUGGGUAAUUUUACGAUUUUCUCAGGAGUUUUUUCAUCAAAUUUGAAAAACUAAAAAAAUAAACAAGUGUAGCUACUGUUAUAGAUAAUUUUUAAUAUACACCUGAAGUAACGAUAAAACAUUGCUUACGAAAAAAAAAUUCUCAGUAAAAUUCAGUUAAUAGUGAUGCUUUGUCAACAUUAAAUAUGCCAUUUUAUAGUAAAAUAAUUAAAAAGGUUUUAUGUAUUUUCUUUAUUAAUAUUUCUUUAAUGUUGUACCGAUUUUCCUAGUUUUUCUACAUUUUUCCCAGUUUUCCCAUGUUUUAUCCCGGUUUUUCACAUUUUCAAGGAAAUUUAAGUAUACUUUGACAAAAAAGAUUAAACAAUUCCACAAUGACUAAAAAAAAAAAAUAAACAGAUAUCUGAGAUAAAAGCUCAAUUUUUGUUAAAAAAAAUUACCUUUUAUAAUAUGAUGAAUAUAAACUAAAAAAUAUAUAUAUAAUUAUGAUAUUAUAUUAUAUUAAUAUAUAAUCAAUAAUUAUAAAUCUGUAUGUUAAUCUUAAUGUAUAUUGUUAGCUACAAGAUCUUGUCCAGAUGGAUUUUUUUCUUGUCAAGAUAUUUUAAAUCGAUGUAUUCUAAAGGAUCGUAAAUGUGAUGGAAAUUUGGAUUGUUUGGAUGGUUUUGAUGAAAAGGAUUGUUCUUGUCAAAAUUCUACUUUUUUUCGUUGUAAAUCUGGUGAUUGUAUAGCUCCAAAUUUACGUUGUGAUCAUGAUCCAGACUGUACUGAUGCAAGUGAUGAAAUGGGUUGUGGUGUGUUUUUUUUUUUUAAAUUUUAAAUAAUAUAUUUUAUUACUUAUUAAUUGAGUAUUAACUGUUAUAAGAUUUUAAGAGUUGUGAAGAUUUUUUUGAUGAUGCUACUUUAAUAAGCUGUAAUACAACGACUGCUUGUAUUCAUCCAAAUUGGAUUUGUGAUGGCCAAAAUGAUUGCUGGGAUAAUAGUGAUGAACAAAAUUGUUCAACAAGUUAGUUUGACAAUUGAUAGUUAUUUUAACAAUACUUAUUUAAAGUGCAUUUUAUUUCAGUAAAAGACUCUGUAUCUUUGAAAAACAAUUGUUUAUCUACUGAUUUCAAAUGCUCAAAUGGUAAAUGUAUUUCUAAAUCAUGGCGAUGCGAUGGUGAUGAUGAUUGCGGUGAUUCAUUAAAUACCUUACCAUCAUCAGAUGAGAGAAAUUGUUGUAAGUAAUAUUUUAAUAGUUUGUCUUGCUGCCAUAAUUGUUUUACAUGGUUCCUGUUAAAUAGAUAAAGAUUAAUGUAUGCAAGUUAAGAAUUCAAAAUAUAUUUUUAAAUUUAAACCUUUUGUAUCAAGUCUAAAAAUAUUAAGUUAAAAUUGUUUAAAAUAAAAAUUAAUGUAUCAUUAUUUUAUGUUUAGCUGUUAAAUGUAAAUCAUCUGAAUUCCAAUGCAAAACUAAAUUUGAAACAUUUCAGUGUUUACCAACAUCAUGGCAAUGUGAUGAAACUCCAGAUUGUUUGGAUGGCUCCGAUGAACCUAAAAAUUGUUGUAUGUGUUUUAUUAUUAUUGUUAUCAUCUAAAGUGUUAGUUUGUUUUAUAUAUAAAAAAAAAAAAAAAAAAUGGGCAUUUUUGUGUAGUGAGUAGAAAUUGUUCAGAAAGUGAUUUCCUAUGUAAUAAUACUGGACGUUGUAUUCCUUCUACUUGGGUCUGUGAUAAGGAUGAUGAUUGUGGUGAUGGUUCUGAUGAAACUGAAGACAAGUGUAAAAUGUUUAAUAAUACAACUUGUCCUUUAAACCAGUUUGAAUGUGUUAAUAAGAAAUGUUUAUUCGAAGUAAUUAAAUAAAAGGUAUUUAAAAAUAAUAUAUGUUAAAAGUUUAAACUGUAAUUAAUAAUUAGGAAUAUUAUUGUGAUGGCUAUGAUGACUGUGGAGACAAUUCAGAUGAGCCUGAUUAUUGUAAGGUAGUAUGUGAUUCUAUCAGAGAAUUUACUUGUGAAAAUGGUGUUUGUAUUUUACUAACUGAUGUAUGUAAUGGUAAAAAUGAUUGUGGUGAUAAUUCUGAUGAGAAUGUGCACGGACAAGAGUGUAGUAAGUAUCUAAGUAAUUAAAAAUACUUAUUAUAUAUUUUUUUUAUAUAUACAUUUUUUCCUCUAGAUUAUAACAAAGAUGAGUAUUGUUUAUGGCCUGAUUAUUUCUUAUGCAAUAAUAAAAUUUGUGUUGAUGUAAAUCUUACAUGCAAUGGAAUAGAUGAUUGCGGAGAUUUCAGUGACGAAAUAGGGUGCAGUAAGUACCUAUUAAAAAUAAUGUCUAUCUUAAAAUAUAAUAAAUGAUUCAAGUAUAUUUUAUUUUUUCUAAUAUUUUACUUUAGGGUUAAGUAUAUAUAUAUGUUUUAAUAUCCACCAUUAUUUUUAUAUUUUAAUGUGAAAUAAUUAUUGAGGAAAUAACUUUGGAAUUCUUAUUAUGACUUGUAUUAAUAAGUGUUUUGUAUGAUUUAAUAAUUUGUCUUUUUAUAUUUUAGUUUAGUCUUGUGAGUAUAAUAUUUUAUAUAUCAUUAAGAUAUAAAAAUAUUAUAAAUAGUGCUUAUAGAAAUUGAGAUAUGCAUUUACUAAUAUCAACGUUGCAUUGUUAAACGUUUGAAGCAAUUUAUGCAAAAUUAACUGGUAUUAUGACAAAAUAUUGAUAAGAUUGAUUUUAUAAGAAAUAUAAAUUGUCAUAACCAACAAAACUUUAUAGUUUAGUUUCUGCUCUAUAAUAUUUAUAUUGAAAAAGAAAUCUUUUUAUAAAAUAAAAUUCCAUUUAUAAGUACUUAAAAUACAAGUUCAUUAUAAUAUAGAAUGCUCAUGAAUAGGGUUGGAAUUUUAUUGUCUUAAAAAAAAUCAAAAAAAUGAUUCAAAACUCUCAAAAAUGCUAAAAUUAAUUUUAAAAAAAAUGUAUUAACAAUAGCUUUAAAAGAAAAAUCAAACAGAUAUACUUGGCACAAUGGGUGGGCCACUGUUGUAGUUAAGAAGUUGGAAAAUUAGGAUAUAGAAGAAAAUUUAAAUGUAUAUCUGUACAUAUUAAUCUUCUAAUGUAUUUUUAUAUUAAUCUUUACUAACAAAAAACGAUUCUGAGCAAAGUUCUGUUAUAUAUAUUUGAUGGGCUGUAAUAUUUACGAUUUUCGUCAAAAUUUGAUAUUAAAAUUUGUAUAAAAAAAAAAUACUUUCUUAAACUCAAUUUUAAUUUUUGUAUACUACCAAGUAAUACCUAUAAUGAAUCUUCUGUUUAAUUUUCAAGCAUUUCUUUUAAGUUUACAAUUUUAUCUAUCCACAGUACUUAUCAAAUAAAAAUUAUGUAAAAAAACUGUAAUUAAUAAUUUAGCAAAACUGGUAAAUAAACUUAGAAAAAACUGACAAGUUUAUGGAAAUAAUGGUUUAAUUAUAUACAAUUUUAUUUUUGUUGUUAUUUGUUUCAAAAUAUUUGUAAAAACCUGAAAUUUUUACAUGAGAUUGAUGUUAGCCUUAUUAUAUUUUCAAAACAAUUUGGCAAUUUUUGAGGUAUUUUUAUAGAAUCUUUACAUUUUGGGGUUUCUUCUGAGUUUUUAUUUGUUAUGUGAAUAGAAUUGUUUGACUUGACAUCAAUGUUUGAAAAUUUAACAAUAGGUUCAUUAUAAGUUGUAUUUAGUAAAAAAAAAAAAAAAAAAAACAUUAAUGGUUGUCCUAAAGUCCAAUGUUAAUCAGAACGAAUUAUGUUCACUGUACUCAUAUAUAUAUAAAUUUAGAAUAAUGUCCUUCAAAAGGUUGUUGAUAAAAAUAUGCAAAAUAAACUUUAUGAAAUACUUAUAACUUAUAAGUAUUUCAUAAGUAGUUCAUCUUAUAAGUUAUAGGAUUUCAGUUAUAUAUAUAUAUAUAUACAAUUUAAAUAUUUGGGCUUUAAAACAUUUAACAAUCGAUUAUGGAAUUAUGAUUCGACAUUUGUAAGAUAUUCAAUUAUUUAGUAAUAGAAUAUGUGGAAUAUGUUGUCAUUUAAUUUCUAUAUUGUUAUAAAAUUUACUUAAACUUAAAAUGAAUGUGAAAGCAGACUACAAAAGUAUUAUUUGAAUAAUAGAGAAAGAAUUGUACUAGAUCAAUUAAAUAUUUAAAAUAUAUUUACUUAAAUUAAGCUUAUAGACAAAUUAUAAAUUAUUUGAUAAUAAUUUGGGAUUUGUUCAGAUGUGAAUGAGUGUUCAUUUGAAGAAGUUCAUUAUUGUGAGCACAUAUGUAUCGACCAUCCGGUUGGUUAUGAGUGCAAAUGUCAUCCUGGUUAUAAAUCUGUUGGUUCUUUUUGCCAUGAUAUUAAUGAAUGCAACUCUUCCGAUGUAAUAAAACCUUGCAGUCAAAUUUGUUAUAACACAAUCGGAUCUUUUAAGUGUGAUUGCACUUCAGGGUACACAUUAUUACCAGACAAAGCUUCAUGCAAAGCUUCAACAAGUAAUAUUAAAAAUUCUAUUUAGUGUGAAUUUUUUUUUAAUAUUGUAAAUAUUUAUGAUAAACAUUAACAUUUUUUUUUUAGUUGAAAAGCCAAUUUUAGUUUUUGCAAAUAAACAUUACAUUAAACAGAUUGAUUUACUAGGAAUUGAAACUGAAAUUCUAGUUGAUAAUUUAACUAAUGUUGUUGCUGUUGAUUAUGAUUAUUCUGAAAGUUGUUUGUAUUGGUCUGACAUUACUAAAUACGGAAGCACAAUUAAACGCAAAUGCAAGGAUAAAUCUGCAGAGGUAUUAUUAUCUUUUUAAUUAAUUUGAAUGAUUGCUUGACUAAUAAAAAUUUGUGGUUUAUUUAGCGAUUGCAUGGCCCAGUCAUUUAUAGUCCUGAUGGUAUUGCAGUUGACUGGGUUGCUAAAAACCUAUAUUGGUGUGAUAAGGGCAUAGACACUAUUGAAGUAUCUAAAUUAAAUGGUCAAUUUAGAAAAGUAUUAAUAAAUAAAAAUUUACAAGAACCUAGAGCCAUUAGUUUAGAUCCUAUUCGUGGAUUUAUGUACUGGACUGAUUGGGGGGAAGUGCCAUAUAUUGGUAAGGCAGGAAUGGAUGGAAGUGAACCCAAAGCAAUUUUAAAUGAAUCACUUGGUUGGCCCAAUGCUUUAGCAAUAAGUUUAGCUACAGAAGAACUAUUCUGGGCAGAUGCAAAAGAGGACUAUAUUGCUUAUUCAGACUUAAAUGGAAAUAAUAGACGUGUGAUCAUGAGUCGAAGUAAGUUUACUGGUAUUUAUAAAAACACUAGUUUAAUUAUUAUAUUUCAAAAUGUUUGUAUUUUAGUCAUGAAUCCUUCUGUGAAUAUUCACCAUGUGUUUGCAAUUACUUUGUUUGAAAAUUUUGUUUACUGGUCAGAUUGGGAAACUAAAAAUAUUCAUAAGUGUCAUAAAUAUUCUGGACAAGGUUGUCAAAAUGUUACAUCACUCGCUUAUAGACCAAUGGAUAUAAAAAUUAAACAUCCUCUGCUACAACCAUCAAGUAAAUUAAUUUUCAAUUUUUGCUUAUAAGGUGCAACAUUACAAUGUUAUGUUUAUUUAAGUUUUAUUAUUGAGCAUUAUUUAUUACCUAUAUAAAUUAUAUUUAUUAUUAACAAAUUAAUUUAUUUAAUUUAGGAGUAUACAACCCAUGUGAAAAAAACAAUGGUGGAUGCAAAGCUUUAUGUCUUUUAUCUCCAAAUUUGGGCAGAAUAUGUGCAUGUCCUCAAAAUUUUAUUCUUGCACCAGAUAAUAUGAAUUGUAUUGCUAACUGUUCUUCAAUGCAUUUUGUGUGUGUAAAUACAUUUAAGUGUAUACCUUUCUGGUAUCAUUGUGACAAACAUGUAAUUUAUAACCAUUUUAUAUUUAUUUAUUUAAAAAAAUAAAUAUAAUUUAUAAAUCUACUUUAGGAUGAUUGUGGUGAUGGUUCUGACGAACCUGACAAUUGUGCAGACUUUCAGUGUAUGUCUGGACAGUUUCAAUGUACAAAUCUUCAGUGUAUACACCCAUCACAAAUAUGUAAUGGUAUUUCAGAUUGUAAAGACAAUUCAGAUGAAGAUAAUUGUGAAAAUGUAAUGAAAAAUAUUGUUGAAUACGUUUUUUAAUAUUAAGUACAGAAAUACUAAUCUUAUUUUUUCUGAUAUACACGUUUUACUUUUAAAUUACCAAAUUCUAUUAUUAACCUAUCUAAGUUAUGAUUUUAUAAUUUGGUUAUAUAUUGUAUUGCUCAAUCAUAGAUAAUUAAAAAUAUUAACUAUUUUUUAAUGUUUAUUAUGUAGUAUACAUGUCUCGAAACGCACUUUAAAUGCCAACGUGGUUCUCUAUUGAGUAAAUUGCCAAAACCAACAUGUAUAUCCAAUCAGUUAAAAUGCAACGGGUUCAAUGAUUGUUUAGAUGGUGAAGAUGAAACAGAUUGUAAAUUAAAAGCAUGCGGUGUAAAAGAGGUAUAUAAUACAAUAUAAAUUUUUUGCAUGCAAGUUAAAAUAAAUAAUUCUAUACAAUUGACAAUAUUAUUCUGUUCUUAUAGUUUGGUAGUCUGUUUUUUUUUCCUUUAAAAAUAUUAUAAAAUAUUAUUUAAUAAGAAUAAACUUAAAGUUUAAAUUCUGAGUGUAGAGAAGAAUGUAUUGGUUUUACAGAUGUUUAUUAUUUGUUAACAUUGUGUACUAAAAUUCUACUAGAAAGCUUACUCCAAAGUAUACAAUGCAGACCCUUUUCCAAAAGGAAAUUUUCUUGGGGUGAUACUUUAAGGAGGUUAUUUUUUAAAUUUCCUAGAAAUUUUCUUGACAAAUGUAAAAAAAAAACAUGGAAAAAUCGGUACAGUAUUAAAUAAACAUUAAAAAAAAUAUAUAAUGACUUAAUUAUUUGAUAUGACAUAUAUUCUUUACAAAGCAUCACUAUCAAUUGAACUCCUUUCAGAAUUUUGUUUUCGUAAGCAAUGGUUUAUUUUUGCUUACAAAUAUACAUUAAAUUCCCUUCUGUAUCCUACCUUUCCAACUUCUCACCUACAACAGUAGCUGCACCCAUAUGCGAAGUAUGUCUGUAUUUUUGUAUGAAUAAUUUUAAUGAUUUAUCAUUUUUAGUUCACAUGUGAAAAAACUGGAAAAUGUAUUCCAAAAGUGUUUGUGUGUGACGGUGAACAAGAUUGUGGUUUUGGUGAUACUUCUGAUGAACCAACAAAUUGUACUUCUAGAACGUGUGCACCAGAUGAGAUACGCUGUAAUAAUGGUCGAUGUAUUCAUUCAACAUGGAAGUGUGAUGGAGAAAAAGACUGUCCUGAUAUGGAAGAUGAACCAUCUUCUUGUUUUAAUGUUACCUGUGACCCAACAUACUUUAAAUGUGCUAAUGGAAAGUAAGUUAAUUUUUAUAUUCAUUAGGAAUCUGAACUAUUUAAAUCAUAAUUCAGAUGAUGAAAUAGAUUAUGAAUAUUAGUAGUGGGUUUAACUAUUAUUAAUGCAUAAAAUCUGUUAUUAGGUGUAUUCCUGGACGCUGGCGAUGUGACUAUGAAAAUGACUGUAGUGAUGGAUCUGAUGAAACAAGUUGUUCACCAAGAAAUUGUUCAGAAUACGAAUUUAGGUAUUAUUAAAACAAACAUUUGUUAGUACUUUAGUACUUUCUAGAUAUACAAUUUUUUAAAUAUCUAGCUUUAUAAAAUAUUUUUUUUUUUGGUUAUACGUAUACAAAACUUAUUUUGAUCCAUAAAAAAUAUUUGAUAAUUUGAUACAAAGUUUUACAAAGUAUGUAAAAAAAUAUAAGUAUGAUGUUUCAUUUAUAUAAAUGUGUUUCAAGUUAAAAUGACAAAAAAAGAGCUGAUACUAGGGAUGGGUUUCGCCAUUGUUGGUGAGAAGUUGGGAAGGUAGGAUACAUAAGGUUAUUUAUAUCUAUAAGCAACGAUAAACCAUUGCUUGAUAAAAGACAAUUCUUAGCGCAGUUCGGUAUACAUAAUUUGAAAUGCCAUUAUUUUUUUUGCGAUUUUUGAUUAAAUUUAAUUUCAAAACACUUAUUAAAAAAAAAAGUCCAAUUAUUUUGGAAAUUUCAUCACGUAGGUAAGUCUAAUAUAAGUAUUAUUACAAAGUUUCAAAUCUCUACGUGUAUUUAUAAUGGAAUUGCAAUAAAAAAACUCCCAAAAAUUUUAAUUCCUUAAAAGCUUAAAAGUGGCUUAAAAGUUAAGGCAAUGAUACAGUAAGAAAUUAAAUCAAAAAGGUAACAAAAAAGGUGUCUUGUGAUUUUUCGAUUAAAUAAUUUUUCCUGGUAGAAAACGUUGCCCGUGUUUUUAUAAAAUAAUGAAAUUUUACAUUUUCUCACUUAAGUGCUUUUAUUUAAAAAAAGACUUUAAAAAUUUAAAAAAUUACUUUUGUAAAGUGCAAUCUAGACAAUCUAGAAUAUUUAAGAAACAAGCUGCUCUACAAUUUUAUAUUUAUGUUAAUUUUGGGGGUGAAACCACUAUUUACUUCUGAUUUUCAAAUGGCAAUCUAUAUUAAAAAUUCCAUUAAUAGAUAAAAUAUUAGUUCUAAUAAAUUUUGGUGUUAACAUUUUGAUUUCCAUCAAUCCGUUGACAUGAUAUUCCACUUUUAACUUUGGGUUGGGGAAGAGUGGUAAUCCAUUAUUAACAUGUUGCACGCCAUACCACCAUAUAAAUGAUACUCCACUACUUUCCACCAACCUAAACUUACAAAAAAAUGAAAUUAAAAUUCUCAAAAAAAAAAUUGUAAAUUUGUUAUAUUAAAUUGUUGAACUUUUAAUAUUAUAAUAAAUUUAAUUCAAAUUCAUAUCAAUUAUGUUUAUUUUUAGAUGUUCUGAUGGCCAAUGUAUACCAGCCAGUCGAAAAUGUGAUGGUAAACCUAACUGUAAUGAUAAUAGCGAUGAGGCUGAAUGUGAUUCACGUGUAAUGUGUGAUGACGAUGACUUUCAUUGUAAUGGUUCCUACCAUUGUAUUUCAUUGUAUGUUUAAAUAAAAAUAUUUCAUUUUAAAAAGGCAAAAUUAAAUAAUAUGAUUUAGCCAUUCUCGUCCGGUAAAUAGUGUUAAAAAUUAGGCGAUCAGGAAUUGAACCUGAAUAUUGCUCUACCAUUGAAUUACGCGAUACUUAACUUCCAACACUAUAUCCACUAGACUUGAAUGGCGUAAUAUUCUGGGUUUGGGUGAUUAGUAAAAUGGGCGUGUGUACAAUUGUGGGAACAGUGCGGCACUUAGGUUCAGUUUCAACUAACAUUUAAAGUACUAUAUUAAAACAAAAUUUAUAUAGAAAAUGGAGAUGUGAUGGAGACCAAGAUUGUCCUGAUGGUUCUGAUGAAUGGAAUUGCACAGAUAAAAUUGGCAAAGGAUGUUCAAUUAGUCGUAAUGGACAAUUUGUAUGUAAUAACGGUGAUUGCAUAUCACUGGGAAAUAGGUGUGACGGCGAAGAAGAUUGUGCUGAUGGAAGUGAUGAAAAUCGUACAAUGUGUGCAUUAGUUUCUUGUCCACCUGGCAAAUUUCGUUGUAAUAAUAACAAUUGUGUAUUUUAUACAAAUGUCUGCGAUGAUUUAGAUCAUUGUGGUGAUGGUUCUGAUGAAACUAUAACUGCAUGUAAGUUUACAUUUUUAUAAUGAUAAAUUUGAUGUAGCAAUUUUAAUUAUUUGCGAUUUAUUUUAGAAUUAAUUAAUAAAUUAUUACAAAUUUAAAACCUAACUAAAUAUUUAAAUUUACAUUUUGUAUAUAUGUAUUAUUUAUUUAACACAAAUUAUAUUUUGUAGUUCAAUUUGUAGAAUUUGUAUUCAAUGAAAAUAUAAAUAGUUAAUAAAAAUAUAUAUAUAUUUAAAAUAAAUUUUAAUCAUUUCUAAAUGAACAAUAUUCUGAUAGAACAUUCUAAUAAAUAAUAUUUCGACUUAAACUAAUAUUGGAAGCAUUUAAUGAAUAAAUUAUAAUUGGUAUAAAAUAUAUUUAAAACAAAUUCUACUUUUUGAAUAAUUUUUCAAUUUUAUAAUUGAAAAUUAGCCAUUAGUCUUAUAACUUUUAGAUUUAGAAAAUUAGUCUUAUAGUAAUGGCAUAUUUUAAUCUAUAAUUAUGAUAAUAUGUUCAUAAUUAGAUUUUAUAGAAAAUAUAUAUUUUUGUAGAAUUAUCUAAAAAAUUGUAUGAUUAAAGAACUAAUAUAUUUUAUAUAGAAUUUUAUUUUUGAUUGAUUUAAUAAUUUUUUUUAAGUGUACACUUUAUGUUUUCAUAACAAUUUCAUAUUUCAAGUUAAAAAAAAGAAUAGCAAUAUUUGUUAAGGUAUAUUACAAUGUAUAUUUAAAAAUGUUAAGUACUAAGAAGUCUGGGUGAUAAUAUUAAUUAUAGUUGAUUAAUAAUUAUUAAUUAAUUGAUUUUCAAAUUCUAUUAAAUACAUGUAUUGUAUAAACACUUUUAAAUCAAUGCUUGGUUUUAAAAACUAAUUAUAAUAAACUCUAGUGUUUCUAUUGCUUUAAAGUUAAUAUCACAUUUUGCUUCGAUGUGAGUGAAACAAGAAGAUAAUCCAACAAAUAGUAUACUGUUGCUUAAUAAAUGUAAAUAUAAAAUGUAAAACCUUUUUUUUUGGUUCAGGUGCAAGUGCCAGUCAAAUAUGUGAUUCAAGUAAAUUUAGAUGUGCAAAUGGACAGUGUAUAAAUCGUAAACUUCGAUGUAAUGGACAUUAUGACUGUUUAGAUAAUUCAGAUGAGUUUUUAUGCACUAAUGUAAUAAAAACAUCUUGUCAAUUUGGGUCAUGUUCUCAAAUUUGUUUACCCAAUAAAAAUUCCACUCAUUCUUGUCAUUGUGCCCGUGGUUAUAGUGUAACUCUUCCCAAUAAAUCAUGUCAGGCACAUGGUAAGAAUCAAAUUUUGUUAUAUUUAAUGUUUGUUUGUUUUUUAUUUUAAAUAAUUACAGGUGCAUCAGCUUUAUUAGUUGUGGCCAGUCAUGAGGGAGAUAUUUUCUUUGUUGAUCCGUACAAAUCUCAUGAAAAUUUAUUUAAAUAUUCUGCUGUUACAUUACCAGCUCAUAAAAUACAUUCAAUUGAUAUAUUUUGGAACUCAAAUUCAACAUAUCUGUUUUGGAGUGAUAAUAAUUCAAAAGCCUUGUAUUCUACAGUUAUUGAUAAUCCAGUUAGAUCAUUAAAUCGGUCCGCUCGUGAUAUGAAUACUGUUAAAAAAAUUGUAAGAUUUUUAAUUAAAUUUAGUUUUCUUAGUCAUACAAAUAACUUCUUCUUUCUGGUACUCAGUACUUAAGAGUUUUAGCUGUCAUGAUCUCUUUCUCUACUUUCUUCAAUCUCUCCAUUCUUGCAAUUCCAAUCGAUCAAGUUCCUCUUCAACAACAUCUAGUCAUUUUUUCCUAGGUGGACCUCAAAGUCUUCCUCAUCAGUUUCUAAUUCAUGACAAUUCUAAUCACACUGUGUUCACUACUCUACAUCACAUGUUCUAGCCAUUGGAUUAGAUAUCCUUUAACAAAGCUGAUGACUGAUAUCCUUUCCAUCUUUUUUUUUGUAGCUCUUUAAUGAAUUUUUUGCUCCAUGUAUUUUAUUCAUUAUCAUAAAUUGGUCCCCAUAUUCUCUAUAUUUAUAAAUGUCCUAAGUUUUCUCUCACUGAAACUAAAGGUAUUCCCAUUCGUCUCAUACUUAAGAAAGAGUAAGCUAUAUUAUCGCCGUAUAAAGUUUUAUUUUAUUCGUUUUAAAAACUUCUUAAGAAUGAAGCACAUCUUCCAGCUUUAGUUAUUCUCAAUCCUAUUUCUCCCUUUGUUUGGAUUAAUUGAUAUUUAUAUUUUCCCCUCGUUAAGUUUCUGGAAUAUCCAAUAGCUCUAUUAAAAAAAUUUUCAAUUAAUCUUUAAAGGUUCAUAUACCGUAAACCCAUUUCCAAAGUGAUGUAAUUCUUCCAUUCUUGAGAAAAAUAAUGUAUAUUUCCCCACUUUUAGCUGUCCUAUCACUGAUCAUUUUAUCUUAUUUUAUUUUGAUUAAAUAAAGUUUUCUUAGUUCAUGUUAUUUAGACAACAUAUAAUUUUAAAUAAUAUAUAAUAAUAUUUAGAUUCAAAGUGAAGGCACACCAGAAAGUAUUGCUAUAGAUUGGGUAUCAAAAAAUGUAUAUUGGAUUGAAAAUUAUAUGCGUUCUAAAGUAAUUAAAGUGGCUACAGUGGAAGGAAAACAUAUAAAAACAUUGAUCAAAUUUGAAACAGACCGUAAACCACAAAAUAUUGUGUUAGAUCCUCAAUCUGGGUAUUGUGUAAUUUUAUAAUUAUUGUUAUGCAUAGCACUUAAUAUUAAGCUUACUUUUUUACUGUUGAUCUAUCAAUAAAUUAUAUUUUUAAUACAUUUUUUUAAUGUGUUUUAAAUGUAUUUUUUUAUUCAAUUAUUAUUUAGGUCAAUGUAUUGGACUGAUUUGGGGCACAAACCUCAUAUAGAAACAUGCUCAAUGGAUGGUAGUAAUAGACAAAUUUUUAUUAGUGAUUCUGUUCGAAGUCCUGCAGGUUUAACAAUUGAUUAUGCAGCUCGUAGAUUGUAUUGGACUGACACAAAACCCUACACCAUAGAAACAGUGUCAUUAGAUGGAAAAGGACGUAAAGUUAUAUACAAAUUUCCUAAAGGUAUUUAUAGUAGAUUGUUAUAAGUUGAUAUGUUAUUAUUUUCAUAUUAAUUUAAUUACUGUUAUUAUAGAAUAAUAACAAAUAUGAGUAAUCACAUUAAUACAUAUUAAACCUUAAAUAACUUUAAAACUUGUUGAAGUUGUUAAGUUGUUCAUAUUGUUGCCUUGAAAAUCAAAUCAUGGGAGAUUUGUUCUAUAUUUAAUUUGCUAGUUAUAAAAUUAAAAGAAUGUAAUUAUAAUCAAUCAAUCAAGCAACAGAAAAUUUGACAAAAUGCAAUUACAUUUUAAAUAAAUAUUAAAUAAUUUUUAGCUUUAUUCAUCAUAUAAGUGUCACCUAUAUGUUAAACUUGUGUUUGAACAAUAUUUACUACUGUUUCGAUAAAGUAAUCAAGGGCAAGGUGAUUAACUUGGUACAUUCUGUUUCUAAUAUUAUCUUUUUUCCUUUCAAUUUAAUCCUAGCUAUUUGGGUUUGAUUAUUCUUGUUCUAAACUUCCACUUGACCUGAUCUCUCACCCAUGAAUUACAGUACAUUUUUUUCUAUUAUUAAAAAAAUGUAUGAUUAUAAUAAACUUAUAUAAUUUGAAUAGGUAAACAUCCUGCUAAUAUUGAGUUAUUUGAAGAUUCAGUUUAUGUGGCACUUUUGACUACAAUUGUACGGAUUGAUAAAUUUGGAGAUAAAAAUAUGACAGUCUUAUCGAAAAACAUUUUUAGGGCUACUGAUUUAGUUAUAUUACAAGAGAAUAAACAUCCAACUGACUGUAAGUGUACACUGUAACAUAUUUUUUAUUCUUUCAAAUACAAAUAGUUUUUCAAAACAAUUUUUUAUAUAAAUAUUUUAGUGACUAAUUAUUGUGCUAUUAGUCCAUGUCAUCCAACUACAUUGUGUGUUCCAACACUUCUGAGUUUAAAUCUCAGUAAUAGAACUUGUUUAUGUGCUGAUGAUCAAUCAGAAGUACAAACAUCAACUGUAAUUAUAAUCAAUUACAUUAUUUACCCUAGCAAAUAUAUUGAAUUUUAAUAUUUUAAAUUUGUGUUUAUAGGAUAUUAAAUGUGUGGCUAAGCCAAUCCCACCUAUUAUUUGUGACCCACCGUGUAGUAUGGGGGUGUGUGAGUCAAAUGGCACAUCAGCUCUAGGUCAUUGUAAAUGUGAUCCAUUUUUCACUGGAGAUACCUGUGAUGUUUAUUCAUGUCAUACAUUUUGUCAUAAUAAUGGCAUUUGUUUUGUUGAACCUGGACCAACUUCUGAUAACGAUACUAUAGUUAAAGUACUAUUAUUAUUAUUUUUUUUUUUAUGUAUAUGUAUAUAAUUAAAAUUAAUAAUAAUGUUAUUUUAUUAGUGUAAAUGUACUCCUAAAUGGACAGGCGAUGUAUGUGAUAUUCCUGUACCUUCAAGAGGUUGUCCAGGUGGUUGUUUGAAUGGUGGAAGUUGUAUUGACAACAUUUGUGAUUGUUUACCAGGGAUAACAGGUUUAUAAAUAAUUUAUAUGUAUUAUCUAAUCUAGUUAUUAAAUAUACAUUUUUAUUUUUAUAUUCAAUAUGUAUGUGUAUAUUUCAGAUUAUAAAUUACAAUAUUAUAAUUUUUAUAGGUAAAAACUGUGAGAAAUGUGUGAAUGUCGAUUGUAAAAAUGGAGGAAUUUGUAUGAUAUCUGAUUCUGGUAUUGGUGAAUGUCUGUGUGCUGCUGGAUUUAAAGGACCUUCAUGCACUGAAUCUGAUUGUGAUCAUUACUGCAAUAUGCAGGUAUGUUAUAGAUUCUAUAAGAUUCUAUAGAUUUUAAAUGUUCUAUAAUGUAGAACAUUUAAAAGUAAAAAUACUUAAUUAUUUUUUUAAUAUAAUUUUUCUUUUUAGGGAACUUGUUUUUUAGACUCUAAUGGUCCUAUUUGUCGAUGUCAUGUAGGAUUUACUGGACAGCACUGUGAAUUCAAUUCUUGUACUGACCAAAUUUGCUUAAAUGGAGGUAGGGGGUUAAAACUAAAAACAAUAAUAAACUUAAGUGCUUUACAAAAAUAGUUACUUAGACAUGAGGGAUUACAUUAUGAAAUAAAAAAACUUUGAUCAUAUAAGUUCAUAAUUAUUUAUUAAUUUCUUUAUAUAUAAUUUUUAGGAAUGUGCUAUAUCAAUGACCAGAAUAUUACUGCGUGUUUAUGCCCACCACAGUUUAAGGAUCCAAAUUGUCGAAUAGAUAUUUGUAAUUGUUCAUGUUCUAAAAAUGAUCAUGAGUGUCACAUGUACUGUCCUAAUCGAAAUCAUCCUAUAUGUGAUAAGUUAAAUGAAACUAUGAAUUUGUGUCAUCCAGAAUUGUGCAAAAAUGGUGGUACUUGUAUUAUUGUAAACGGCCUGCCUACCUGUAGGUAAGUAAAAUAAUAUUCAUAUCGAAAAUUACAAGUUUUUAGUUAUUAUUUUUAUUACUUAUUAGUUAUAAUUAAUAAUUUAAUGCAUUUUUACUGUAAAAUAAUUAUUGCUAUUUUAAUUAUAUUUUUUUUAGGUGUGUGGGGCUUUGGGGUUCACCUGAUUGUAGUAAUAUAGUAGUUGAUUCGGGCUCUUGCUUAGGAUAUUGUUAUAAUAAUGGCACAUGUUAUUUUGAAUCAAAUUCUGGAGUUGAUGAACCAUAUUGUAAUUGUAGUAAAGGAUGGACCGGGAAACAAUGUACUGAUCGAUUCACUUGUACCAACUAUUGUCUAAAUGGCGGCACAUGUAUAGAGCCUGAAGAAUCAACUGGAAGUUUAUCAUGCCAGUAAAUAUAAUUAUGAAAAUUUAGUUUUAAAUAUUAUAUAAACAAAAAUAUAUUUUUUAGUUGUCAUAAUCAUUAUGAUGGUGAUAGAUGUCAAACACAAUUAAUAGUAGUAUAUGCAGAACACAAAAAUAAAAACCUUAUAAACUCAUUGUGGAUAAUAUUAUCAAUUGCCAUGCUGUUAAUUGUUGUUACUGCUACUACUUAUUAUUUUACCAAACUUAGAAGAAGGUAAGUUAAAUUUCAAAUCUAUUUUUAUUUGAAUUUUAGAUUCUGAGCAGAGUGAGUUAGAUAUUGCUUUUACUAUGAUGUAUACUAUUUGUCCAGUAUUCACCUAAUUUUAACCAGAUGAUUAGUUUUAUUUCUUAACAUAAUAAAUGAUUUCUAUCAAUAUUUUUUAUCUAGUCAGUACAUUAAAAAAGUCGUUUUUAGAAAUAUCUUGUACUUUUUUUAAUAAUUAGGGAAACCAUAUUAUACAAAAGUUUUAGAAAGAAUUGUUUUGUUUUUUUUAUAUAAUUAUAAACAUUUAAUGUUUUCACCAUUUUAAUAUUGGUACUGGUUUCUAGAUAUAUUACAAUUUUCAAAAUAUUUUGGUGAUGGUUAUUUAUAAAUACAGUGAAACCUAUCUAAAAUGGACACCUCCCUUAACAGACAAAAUAAUAAAAGAUAGAUAUUCUAAUGUAUUUCAAAUUGUCUAUUAUGGACAGUAAUACUUUUUCCCAAUACCUUAAUAAUGGACAACUAUUUUAGUUCAAAAUUUUCAAACGUGUAUAUACAUACCACGCAGUAUUUCAAAUACCGAAUUUGACAAAUUACAUGUUUGAUAAUAAAGAGAAAGUUAAUUACAAGGACAGAAAUCUAAACACGUAUUUAAAACGUAAAGAUUAUUUAGUGUUUACUCCAUAUCGUUUCAUUAUUAUAGUGUUGCACAUUUUUAUCUGUUCUUUUUAAUUUUUUACUUUGCAAUGACACCCCCCAAAAAAAACUAUAAUGAGAUACUUUUUUAAUUUACGUUAAUCUCUCAUUUCGUAUCCAUUUUUGAGGCUUGUCAUCCGGUCAAAAUGCUGCAUCAUCAAAUCCUUCCAACUAACAGAGUUUACAAAGAAUGCUCUGUUCACAGUAUAUGUUACAAUCAUUUGUUUAAUAUUAAUACAUAUUAUGCUAAAUGUAAUAUAACUAGGGGUUCUUAACACCGUGAUAUAUCUAGCACAAAGUAUGUUUAAUUUUUGAAAAUGCAUUUAAUUUUGUCAUCUAUUUUUCAGAGGUCGCUCAUUUUUACAUGUGCGAAUGCAAGAAAAUAUAGAAGUCAAUAACCCAAUGUAUAUACAAGAUGAUAUAGAUGAUGAAGAUAUUCAUUUGGACCGGGCUUUCCCAUUACAAGAAAAAGUAUUCAAACUGUUUAAACUAUUGUAUAUAUUGUAUCUUAUUUAAAUUGUAUUAUAGCCUAGUGGAAAUUUCGGAAACCCUGUGUAUGAUUCUGUAUACAGUGCUGGUAGUAGUACUUCAGUAACUGGUAGUGAAGAAAGCAAAGGUCUUUUACAGAGUACAAACUUGAUGAAUCAAAUAUUAUCACCAGAAAAUAGUCAAGAUGAAGCAUGAAGGUAAUUAAUGAAAGAUUUGAUCGUUCAAUUAUUUUUCAACUGGUAUUGACUUAUUAAAAAAAAAAUAUAUACCAAGCAAUAUUAUUUCAUUGUUUGCUUUAUUCUAAACUAUCUGAAGAGAACUUGUAAAUUAGAAUUGUAUUAAUUGUACAAUCAUUUAUCGUCAUUAAUAUUAGUUCCUAUUUCUGUAUGAAUGUAUCAGUACAAUAAUAUUUUCCAUUUUAUUUAUCUUAUUAAUAAGUAAAACAUUAUCCCAAGUUCAGCAAAAUUUGCCUUUAAUUCAGUAAAUGCUCAAUGUAUUAGAAUACAAUAUUAUAUUGAUGUAAAUAUUAAAUAAGACUUGAAAUUUUGAACACAUACAUGUAUAUUGUUCAUAAAUUUGAAAACAUACAUACAUAUACAUAAAAUCUUCAAUAUAUUUUGUUAAUGGUCUUUUAAGCUAGUAGUGUAAUACCUAAAUAAAAUUGUUUCAUUUGAAUGUUACAUUUUUAUGCAGUUAUAUUAUAUUCAAUGAUCAUUUAUGAUCUACUGUUUUAGACAAAUUUUACAUUAUUUCUGGGAGAUAUAAAAGAACUAAUUGUUAAUUUAUUAUACAGUUAUUUAGAUUUUAUUUCUUUGUAUAUUAUCAGGAUUCCCCUUCUUUUAGAAAGGGUGAAUAUUUUGAUUUUAUAUCCCGAUCUGUUUAUAAACAAUUACAUAUCUCCUAAUUUUUGUUUUAAAUUAAUAUCUGAACAUUUUAAGAAAUUUAUAUUAUAAUAAACUGAACCAUUCAAUUUGUGAUUUAAAUUAGGUUAGUCAUAGUAAUGUGCAUCUUUUGUCAAUUUUAAAUUUAUACGUUACCAGGAAUAAUGUGAUUGUACUAUUUCAUUAACUGAUUAGAAUGUUGAUAUGGUCCCUUCUUACUGUGAGUUACUUAGAUAUAAGUUGUUUUUAAUUUACCCUAUUAAUAUAAUAUUUUAUAAAACAUCACAUUUUAUGUAUUAUACAUGUUCUGUUAUAAUGUACUGUAGUUAGCAUUUCUGAUUAGUAUUUAAAUAUUUGAUACUAGAACAUAGUAUAAUUUUGUAGAUGUAUAUACAAAUAUACACAUGGCAAUCUAUUAAAGCUUAACUAAAAUUUUGAAUCUAAAAUUUCUCAAAAGCACAUAAUUUAACAUUCUUUGAAUAAUUAAUUUUAAUUCUAUGUUAUUGCAGAUGAUAUAUUUAAAUUGCCAUAUUGUAAAACGAUGCAUAUCUUUCUCUAUUUGAAACCUAAGACUUAAUAGUUUUUGUUUUUUUUUUGCUCAAAUAUAAUUUAAACUUUAAAUGUAUGUAUAUUAGAUUAUAUCUAACAUAGUUUGCGUUAAGAUAUUGUAGAAAUGAUAAAAUUGAACCUUAUUAUUUUAAGUUGACCUAUAUGAAUGGUUGUGAAUUAAGUUAUUAAAAACUAUAAGCGUUAAAAGGUCUUUGUCCGUUUGCUAAUUAGAAAUAAAUGUGUUUAGAUUUGGCAUUAUACCUAUUACAUAUAACUAACUCAGUGUUUGUAAAAAGAGUUAUAUUUUUGAUUAGUGAGCCCAAAUUUAAAUUAGUACAAAUGUAUACUUUAAUCUUGCCUAAAUAAUCUCAUUCCAAUUUGUUGUGUUCUUACCCUUUUUUCCAAGUUCCAUUCCUUAUCAUGAUUAAUUGAACAAUAUUUUAAUUUUAAGAGACAUUUUGCCAUUGUAAGAUAGGUAUAUUUUUUAUUUGUGAUGUUAUUUUUGAUUAAGGUUAAUACAAUAUGUCAUCUAAAAUGCCAAACUUUAAUGACAAUUUUAUUUAUUUCAAUCAUAUUUCUUUAAAAAUGUUACAGUUUUAUAAUUAGAGAUUAUAUGUAAGUAUAACAUGUAUGUACUAUUGUAUAAAACAAACAUAUUCAAACAAAUACAUAUUGUAUAUUAUAAUGUUAAAUAUUAAUUGGUUGGGUAAUAAUAUUAAAUGAGAUUAUAUUAAAUUUCAAUUAAACUAUUAUGUUUACAUAUCUACCUAGAAAAUUUUGACUUGUGCAAGUGUUUUUUAUCUGAAUUAAUUGUCCAUACAACUAGUCUAACUGUAUACUUCUUAUGAUUGAUUUACAAUAUUUUUUAUUUUUAUUUAAUUUUAUACUUAUUGUUAUAUGUAAACAGAUGCGUAACCAAGACUUUCUCAUGGGAGGGAGGUUUUCUAAAUUUGAUUAAUAAAUUUACUUGUAUUUUACAUUGUUGUUUGAUAUCAAUUUUUAAAUUUUAUUUAAUCUUGAUAAACAUGUAUUCUACCAAUUUUUAAGGAGUAAAAUUCAUGGGGUGUUGUGACUUGAUUACUCCUCGCUUGACAACGCAUCUGUGUUCACUCUUACAUAAUUUUGAUGUAACAAAUAAAUAUUAUAUUGCCUUAUACAAAAUCAAACUAAAUUUAAAACUUUGUAAACGAUAAUAAUUUGAUUUAACCCAUGUGCCAUAUAUUUUGUGAAAAAUUAUUUUACUUAUUAUAAUAUAUACAUAAAACUACUUAUUUUA